GUAGUGAAGUGUUACUGUUGUAUUUCCCUUCUACUAGUGAACACAGAGCCAGACUGUCAGCCAAUCACUGUGCAGGCAUGUCCUUUCAAGUUAAACAGCUACAAUAAAAAACCUUAUAAAUUGUAACCUUACACCUAUUUUUGGAAUUGUUCCUUUAUUUGCCAUUUACAGUAUCUGAGGGCCGCCCUAUCCCAGCUGAAUGACACACUAGUGAGGUAAACCAUAUUUGAGCUCGGGCUGGCCUGGGAUUGGCUACUGUGCUUGUUGUUGGUCCUGGAUGAAGGAGGAAAUGUGAAGAGUAAGGGGCGGGCUGAGAGCUAAUCACAGAAUGCCAGUACAGACAAUGCAGUGAGGAGGAAGAGGAAGGCUGUCUAGGCUGCUCAGGCCCACAGGCCAGGUAAACACAUAGGAGGAGCCAGAUGUUCAUAGAUAAACAGAGGCUGUCUGUGCGUGGAAUGCGGGAUGUCUGAACAUUCCACUGAUCAAUCUGUGCAGCGAGGCCCAGGCUGGCAAGUAUGAAGUCACGCUUUAACCCUAGGAGUGCUGGGCAUCCCAAUAGCCCACUGACUGAUGAUAAGCACCUGUACCAAGUGUGAUACUAUUUAUCAACAGCAUUCUGAUCACAGCCAAGAGGGUCUUCCCAAACUGUGAGACUCAGUGCAGCUGUCACCGGCAUUCAGGGGUUAAUGUAAGGCUAUUCUGAGUCUCACAGCUUGGAAUCUAGGCUGAUUAGUCAUUUGUUUUGAUGACCGCGAUCAUUAAUUUGCAUUAAAGUAUUAAUUCAUAAUGUAGUAACCAACGUUCCCUUGCAUAUGCUGUUCAUCUCUUAUUAUGGUAAAAGCCUUCCAUUAGCACACAAUACGCCUACUUCUCUCGGUAGCUUAGUUCUUUUGAACUCUUGCUUUUUGUGGACUGCCUUUCCCUUGAUGCCCAGGCAGCCAGUUGGCUCACUGAAAGCCAUCAGCCUGUGUCUACUAAUAUUGAAUGCAUGGACACAGGCUGGUGUCUUUAAACAAAUCAAUUGAUGAAUAUUCUUUGAAUAUAUAUUUUAGAACAAAUAAUAUUAAAGUCCAUGUGUUCUAAUGAGAAUUAGGCAUGUAGCCUGAAAUAAAUUGUAUUAAGAUCAUUAACAAGGUAAAAGAGAAUUUUACUUUUACUACAGAGUGUAACUAUUUGAGUCCUUGCUGUAUUCUGUAUAAAAGCCUCCCAUCACGAAGAAAGCGACAUAUAUAGCUAUUCUACUACUAGCACAUCUUUUAAUUUCUUCCAAUGCACUGCUUUUCCGUCUUAUUGAUGUCACAUUAUAGAAGAAUUUGCAUAUUAUAUUAGAGUUGAGCGAACUCGAACUGUAAAGUUCGGGCUCAUACCGAACAUUACGAUUUUUUGACCCCCGAACCCAGACAUUUCAGUAACAGUUCGGGUUCAAGUUCGGUGUUCGGCGAUUUAAUGGUUUGUUUUGGAAAGCUGCAGGGUAGCCAAUCAACAAGCGUUUGACAAAACUGCCGAAUUGCGUCCUAACAGAAUGAGAACAGUUUCUCCAUUCGUGUUAGAACGCAAUUCGGUACUUUGUUCGGAUCGCAAUUUCAUUAGAAUGAAUGAAACUCUGAUCCUAUUUAUUGCGGCAGCUGCAUCUUGCAGCCGCUUAGUAGAUAACUCCCUAAUUCCCACGGUAUUAGGGAGCUAUCUACCAAAAGGCUGAAAGACCUAAAUUGGUCUAUCAGCCACAUUUACUAAUACUAAGUAAAGAUUACUUAGUAUUAGUAAAUUCAGCCCCUACUCGCUAUACCGCGAGAGUAGGGGCAUGUCUAAGUAACCAAUCAGAGUGUUAUGAGUCAAAUUACGCAGCGUCGGUUCCAAAGAACUUUCCCACGCUGUGUAAAAUGACACAGAGCACUCUGAUUGGUGGAUUUCAAGUCAACCAAUCAGAGUGCUGUGACAGGUAAAUGUAGAGACUUACCUUUCAGUCUCUUUAUUUACCUGUCAGAGCAUUCUGAUUGGAUGGCUUAAACCCACCAAUCAGAGUGCUCUGAGCCUAAUUGCAGGGCGGGGAAAGGCUUUAUAAGCCUUCCCCCGCCCUGCAGAGCUCAAUCUGCGCGGAGCCCUCCAUGGGUGAAGAUGGAUUAUUUUUAUUUAUUUAUUUAUUUAAAGUGCGUCGGUUAUUAUGGAUUUUUAUUUGGCCUUUUUUGUUGCUGAAAAAAGAUUUUAGAAGAAAGAAAACAUCAAAUGGUAAUGUUUUUUUUUUUACAGGUACUUAGCUAAUGGUACCCCCCUCAUUAUUUUUAGGGUGAGGGGGUAGGUAGGGGUUAAUUUAUUUGGGGAGGGGGGUGACUAGAAUUUGGAGACCCCAAGUCACCUGGGGGAGGGGGGUUAAUUUUUUAUUUAGGGCCCCCACCUGCCGCUCAGCGGUGAGGGCCAGGGGGGAAUACAUUAGGCCCCCCCCCUUAUUGGUAUUUAGGGCCUCCACCCACCGCUCAGGGGUGGGGGACAGGGGGGAGGAUAUUAUGGUCCCCCCUCAAUUGGUAUUUAGGGCCCCCACACACCGCUCGGGGGGGGAGGACAAUAGGUUCCCCCCCCCAUUAUUUUACUUUAGGGCCCCCACCUGCCGCUCGGGGGGGGGGCGGACAAUAGGUCCCCCCCCUUAUUCGAAUUUAGGGCCCCCACCCACCGUUCAGGGGUGGGGGCUCAGGAGGGGGGAACUUUUUUUUUGUUUUUUUAACAGUGAGCAGCCACAGGCUGCUCACUGUUUAAUAGACAUGCCCCUACUCGCGGUAUAGCAAAUAGGGGCAUAAUUUACUAAUACUAAGUAAUCUUUACUUAGUAUUAGUAAAUUUGGCUGAAAGAUCAAUUCAGGUCUUUCAGCCUUUUAGUAGAUAGCUUUCUAAUACCGUGGGAAUUAGGGAGUUAUCUACUUAUUCAUUUCUGUCAUUGCAUUGACUGGCCAAGUAACUUAAAUUUUAUAUGAAUGUAUGUUACUUGAUUGUUGUAAGUGUUGCAAAUGCUUACAGCUGAUUCCUGGCUAUGUUUGUAUACUUUUUAUUUAAAAUUGUAUACAGUGUAACAUUCUUCUUUUUCCACUGGGUAAGUAUAUUAGUACUUGGGCAAUACAUUUUACUUCCUUUUGCAGCCCUCUAGCCCUUUCCAGAACUUUUUUAGAGCCAUUUUAGUGCCCAAAAGUUCGGGUCCCCAUUGACUUCAAUGGGGUUCGGAUUCAGGGGUCAAGUUCGAGUCCCGAACUCGAACUUUUUGCCGAAGUUCGGCCGAACUCGGCAAACCCGAACAUCCUGGUGUCCGCUGAACUCUAGUUGUUAUGUGAUGUCAAAGUUUACUUGCUGCACAUAACAUAUGGAAUAUUAACUACCAAACUGAGCUCAAUUCUAGAAAAGACACAAAAGAGACACUCUUAGGCCAUUAACCAAUACAGCAUAUUGAAGUGGUUAUGGCGCAGUGAGUCUUUUAGUGCCAUCCUUCAACUGUCUGUCAACCUGUUUUGAAACAGCCUGACAAAAAAUGAUAUUUUUCAAACACUCAAAGCAUUUUCAUGACUACCUUAUUGGUCCAAACAUCUCUGAUCUUUCAUGGUAUUGUGAGGCUGCAAUUGCUGGACUAGCCUACCCCUAGCACUCACAGCCUGUCAUUUUAACCCAAGGUUAGGGUUGUGCAUAGGGUGCCACAAGAGCCUUUUUUUUAAUCAAUCCAUGUAAGUACAGUUUUGCAGAAAGUAUGGGAGCAACCACCAAAGACUACUAAACUGUUUCCACUUCAAUGUUUAGAGUUAAAAAUAUUACAAAAAGCAGUGCAGAACUAAGUGUUCCAGACUACCUGAUUGACAACUCUUGAGGACUGUUUUAUAGCAGCAGGAAAUUAUAAAGUGCUGCUGCGAGAAGUCACUCUCAAAAAUGAGGGGCGAAGGUGCUCCAUGAACUUUCCAGUAAUGCAAAGUGUCUAUGGAACGUUAUUUUUAAAGCAGAUAUUGUUUGUGAACUCUGGUAGUAUACAAUAUGCAUUCACAUUUUUUAGUAUAAAACAUUUGUAAAAAGAAAACUCUGGGUAGUUAUGUAUGGUAUAUUUGUUAGAAUCAAAUGAACAUUUCAAUUAUGUUAAAUUAGAUUUUCAAGAUUGUUAGUUUUGUAUCUAAAUAUAUUGAAUGUCAUGGAAUGUCAUGGAUGCUUUAUCAAUUUUACAGGUAAACAGCAAGACAUCAAAGCAUUUCAUUUUUUUUUUAUUGAGACUUCUCUAAGGACGAAAUGUAGAAGAAAUGAUCGCAGAGUCAAAUCUAGAUGAAAUUUGCCAAAAGUAAGAGAUCAAACGUUUGCAUACUUCAAGCAGGGCCAGAUUUACUCUCCUUGCUGACCUAAGGCCUCUUUCCUCAAAGCACCCUCCAUGUAUAUGGAUACAUGUCCUCUACUCUCCUUCCCACACACAGAGCGCCACGCAGGGAGGAUUCAGCAUUGGGCACUGGGCAGUCGAUCAUCACCACUGCAGCUCCUGAGAUCUCCCUUGUCUUGCUGCACGUGCAAUGCCUCUGGUACAUGGGGUAUUUAUUGUGAAUGGCCAUGGGCCUGCACUGAUUGACAUGGUGCCGGCAAAUCGAUUGGCACCAGACUAAAAGAUAGUUGAAAAGAAAAAAACUAUGCAUGAUGAAAUGUCAUCUGAUCGGGGCAAGUGCUGCCCCUAUCCCGCUUGCCACCUGACCAUAGCCUCAGUGGCCUUAGGGCAAAUCCGGGCUUGAGUUCAGGAUUAAGCAGACUGGAUUUGUUCACAUAGUUACAUAGUUACAUAGCUGAAAAGAGACUUGGGUCCAUCAAGAUCAGCCUUCCUCACAUAUGUUUUUGCUGUUGAUCCGAAAGAAGACAAAAAAUCCAUGUGUCAUUUAAUUAACGAGUAACCAUUUACUCCGACCCGCAUUUGACAAUAUGCUGAUAUUGAAACAGUGGUUUAUAUAAGUGCCAGCUGCACCAUAUGAUCUGCACACAGUUAGUGCAGUUCACCAAUAAUUUUCUCGGAAAUUAGGUCAAAAUACCUGAGCUAGAAAUAUGAUCGAGUUGGAGAGUUGGGCUAGAAUUUUCGAUUCCCUUUAAAGUUCUACACCAAGUUUAGUAAUGAUAUUUACUAUAGGAUUAUUCACGUAACAUAAAAUUGUGAUGAACCGAAAAUCAAAUAGAAAAAUUUCCGUCACAAUAUCCAAGCUGGAGAAAUAGCUGAAAGUAGCAAAAUGUACAAAUUAUGACCUCUAUUUUUCAUUUUGGUUUUCAGUUUGCUCAUUGGUGAAUUAAAGUUGAAUUGUAGACAGCCGAUAAGCGUAAAAUAUUUUUUAUUCUUCAAUGAAAAGUGAAACUGAUUUAAAAAUAGCCAAAGUCAAAACAAUCCUCUAAUUUACAGUUACAGUUUAGUGAAGUUAAGUCUGAGCUGGUUUUAAACCAGCAUAAUAAACUGACUAACAUAGAUUGGUUGAAAUAAAGCACACACGGUGCCCUAAGAGCAAAAUAGAGUGGAUGGGCUGCAGAAUAAAUCAAAUCAAGAGCAAGGAUAGUUCUUUACUAAACCAUCAACUGUUGGGAAUUCAUGAUGUAGUGAAUAAUCCUGUACAUCUCUGAGAGUAGACGGAGAAACCAUUGUCUGUUUUAUUACAAGUGUCAUCCAAGUAUUUUUGGAAUUGAUUUUGGUUGGUAGUGUCUUGGGGCAUGGGGACAAGGGCAGAUCUUAUUUAAAGGGACACUGUAGUCACUAUAAGCAUUUCAUCUCUUUGAAUUGGUUAUAGUGCCUGGAGUGCACUGUCCCUCCAUUCAGUGUUGCACCAUGUUCGUGCAGUAUGCCACAAAAUAAAGUCCCUGGCCACCCACAGUCCGGCCCCUUCAGUAUGUGUAGCUAAAGCAGAGAUUACACACUUCCUUGUUGUCAUACCCAUUCAUACCAUCAGUUGGAGCUCUGACAGGUUAAAAGCAGUCAGCUGACACUCUCAGCCAAUCACAGCUGCCUAUUGCUGCUCAGGCUAAUACUUCCUUAUUAGCUAAAGCAGCACAGAGGGGAUGGAUUGUCGGGGGGUCUUGUUUAGCAUUAAAACAUUAAAAGUUUAAAAACUGUUUAAUGCUGAAAGAGAUGAUGGUACCAGAGGACUCCAGACACUAUAACCAGUUUAAUGAGAUGAAGCAGAUACAGUGCCUACGGUGUCCCUUUAAAUGUCCAUCCACCCUGCCAGGAUAUUGGUGAGUGCGUACACCAAUAGAAAAUUAAAAUAUAAACAAAUGACCCUCUGGUUUACUCCCUAGUGCAGAUUUCAUAAUUUAAUAUAUAGUGUAUGGGUCUUUAAUCACCUGUUAAAUAGAACUCUUGCUUUUGAACCUGGAGUAGAUAAUGGGACAUCUUGAGCUUUCAGGUCAUGGUUCCUUGUGAAAUCUAGGUAGAUAAAGAGUUAGUUUGGUGUAGAGUUGCUAGUUGCAAAGAACAAGGGCUUAAUGUCAAGUGAUCUGCUCCCAGUUGAAAAGAUGUCUUUUAAUUUUGGGUGCGUCACAGCCGUCAUGUCUUUGGUAUCUGUGAUCCAACAAAGGAAAAAUAAAAAUAUAAUAAUACUGCACACUCCAUAAUGUAAAAGCAGCAGAUACAUGUGACAAAAUAUAUUCUCGUUUAUUUAGAUUCACAAUAAUCAUAGUUCAAAAACCCCCGUGUCCUAACAGAGGGUGAAAAAGAGCCUGUAUGCUUGAUAUGUGACCUAGUGUGCAAAAUAAAAGUGCAUAGCCCCAGGCUCUAUACAUAUAUAUAUAUAUAUAUAUAUAUAUAUAUAUGUAUGUGUAUACUUCUCUCAACUGUAUAAAUAAUUUAUACAAUAUCUUUAUUAAACUUGUAAAUGUUUUUACCAAAUGGAAAGAGUCAACACUCACAAAGUUGCUUAAUUGUUACAGCAUCCAAAAAUUUUAUAAAAAAAGAAAAAUAAAUAAAAAUGUUUAACCCACUCUAGAUGCUUAUUGUCUGUGUGCUGGUGCUUACAGGCUUCCCCACAAAAUAUAUUCAGUUAUGCCACAUAGAUCUCGCUCCAACACAAUUUUGUACUUACAGCAAAAUGUUGUUAUACUUACUCAUAUUUAAACAGACAAAUGAUGCAAAAAUAAGAAAGAAAAGUCAAAAUUAAAGUAAUCAAACUAAAAAUGCAGCCCCAAAAUAUAAAGAAAAUAAUAUAUUGCUCAUUUGUAUAUAUAACACAGUAAUAGAUUUAUAUUCCUGUUAAUGAGACUUUCAGGUGAGGAAAUAGCAUUUCAAGCACAACAAAUCUGGUUUCUGCAUACAACAUCUUUUUAUUAUUAUUAUUAUUAGUAUUAUUAUUAUUGUUAUGUGCAUACAACCUAUAAACAACCUCAGAAAAAAGAAGAAAAUACAAAACACUACAUAGUAGUUACGAUUACCAAAAGAUCAACAAAAACAGAUUGGAUUAGAAGGACUAAGAAAAGCAACUGACUAUCACAUAUACACAGCCACAUACAGAAACCACACUCACAAACAGAGAUGCAUUCAAAGAGACACAAAGGCACACACAUAUAGAAAGAUGCACACACACAGAUGCACACUAACAAGCACGCAAGCACUAAACAAAGACAUUGUGAGGCCCGCAUAUAGACACUCACAGACACCCACAUACAUAAAGUCACAUUCUUAUUGUAAAGCGCUGCAGAAUAAGCUGGCGCUAUAUAAAUAAUAACCAAUAAUAAUACACACUUACAGAUAUACAAUCACAUUUCUUGUCUUAAAUCAUUCAUCCAGACACAAUACAUGUGGGAAUUAGUUGAGUUUCCUAUUACUGCACCAUGGGAAAGGAGAUACAUGUUAUCUACCCAUCCACCCACCCCUCUUCCCCUUAAUGCUCCCUAGCUAUGAAUGUGCAUAUAGCUGUUGCUGGAUACCGUUGAACCUGCUUUCCUGCUCAUAAUCGGCUACCUUUAAAUAUAGAAAACUGUAUUCCAGCGACAUUCCUGUAGGCAGCCGCUGUCUUCCUACCCAGGCUGAUGACGUGACAUUAGGAGAGAUUUAUCAAAGUGUGCUGUUCUAAAAAGUGGUCUUAGGUAGUGAAGGUUAGGCAGCCUCCAUGGAAAUCAUUCGGAACUCCUCCACUUUUACAAUGUUGCACCACUUUUUAGAACAGGGUUGUGCAGAGCAUAGCUCAUUGGCUGAGAGUGAUCAGCUGACUCUCUCAGGUAACGAGAGGGCUCUGUACCACAGGGUUUUACUCUGGCAGAGGGCUCCUGGCUCUCAUAGAGGAAGAUGAGAGACAGGGAGUUGCGCCGGGCAGACGUCAAGUAAGAAGUCGUGCCAGCACAUGGGUACUCCUUGCUCUAUUAGCACUGCAGUACACUGUAGUGGUUAUGGUGCUUGGAAUGUUUCUUCUAACGCUUCAUUUAAUUAUUCACAUAAUUUUAGAAUAUUUUGGGUGCAAUCAAAAAUAAUUAAAUGGAACCAGGCAUACAGGUAACCUGUAUGCUGCCUGUAAAAUUAGAGCAUGAAAUACAAAACUUCAAAAGUAAGGGUAGACAAAAUCUCCACUCACCCAAUGAUAGAAGAGAAGCCAGGCAAGGAGACUCCAAUAGAAAAAUAGAAAAUAAAAUGAAGAAAGAACACCACAGCAAGCGUUCACACUGCUUAAGCUUUAUUUUAGAGAUUAUCCAAGCAUUUUUCACAAUGUGUAUUCUCCUGUUUUUCUCAAUGCAGGGAAAAUUCCCAUACAAAUGGGAUUCCUGAAUCAACCAAACAGAAUGGAGGGAUCUUCAUGACACCAGUGAGUCAUUUCCUUUGAAGUUUUACAUUUAAUAAUGUAGUUAUUGAAAACGAAUAGACUGGAGUUGACAAGUGUACAGUAAAAACAGGUUUGACUUUAAUAUAAAGUUAUGUUGUUUCAAGUUACCCCUGCUUUUCCUGCAGAAAGCAAAAAGGAUUCGAAAGCCUUCUGAGACACACUCUAGGAGAAGUUCGGCAAGGAGAAGCCGAGACAGCCGGAUAACAAAUGGGGAUGUAACUGAGGCUGUGACACUCUUUGAAGUGGUUAGCAUUGGAAAGAGGGCUAUCCAGGUACAUUGCACCCCAUUAUUAUAAUGGGUUCAUAUUAUACAGAGAGUGUACACCAGGGGUCUAAAAAAAGCACUGUUCGUGAGGCGAUUUCUGAAUUUAUUGGACACUUGGCCUUUUUUCUCAGGAUUAAAGAUGUAUUUCUGAGUCCAGGCAGCUGGUGGCCUGGUCUGAAUCAAGUCCGCAUUUGAGCCAUCAUUUGCUGAGAUUAAGGAGGCUGGUCUUCUGCAGAGCAGUGCUUGGCUCCGUAGUGUCUCCUAUUAGCAUCCAUCAUUAAGUUCUGGCACUCAACACUCCUUUGUCAGAACUUCAGUGAUGAGAUUGGCUGGGGCACACAGUGUAGCGAAGGAGCCUUCAUCAGCUCGGCUCACGCUGUGGGCAGUAGCAUACUCUACUUGUGUGCAUUUCUAUGGGGUCGUGUGGGUGUGUGUAUGUAUUGGAGUUUGUAACUGUGUCUGUGUUUAAAGGAACACUCUAGGCACCCAGACCACUUCAGCUUAAUGAAGUGGUCUGGGUGCCAGGUGCAUCUAGGGUUAACCCAUUCUUUUAUAAACAUAGCAGUUUCAGAGAAACUGCUAUGUUUAUGAAUGGGUUAAGCCUUCCCCCAAAGCCUCUAGUGGCUGUCUCAUUGACAGCCGCUAGAGGCGCUUGCGUGCUUCUCACUGUGAUUUUCACAGUGAGAGCACGCCAGCGUCCAUAGGAAAGCAUUGAUAAUGCUUUCCUAUGCGACCGGCUGAAUGCGCGCGUAGCUCUUGCCGUGUGUGCGCAUUCAGCCGACGGGGCGGAUCGGAGGCGGAGAGGAGGAGGAGGAGAGCUCCCCGCCCAGCGCUGGAAAAAGGUAAGUUUUUACCCCUUUCCCCCUUCCAGGGUGGGGGCACCCUCAGGGCACUAUAGUGCCAGGAAAACGAGUAUGUUUUCCUGGCACUAUAGUGGUCCUUUAAGAGAGUACUGAUUUGUAUGUUUUUGCACAUUCAGCAAUACGGAUUAGUGGUCCCCAAGGUAGAAGGCAAUUUGGCCUGUGGCCCCCUUUCUAAUUUGACUUUGAAACACCUAGUGUACACAGAGAGCAGUAGACUAUAUUAGCAUAAGAUAUUAUUCAAGGAAUGGCAUGGCUUAAUGUGAUUUUAUUGAAGGUAAAAUAGGGAGAAUGGUGGCAUUUUUAAAUCCACAAAUAAUGUAUCAAUAAAGAAAAUGUUUCCGGUGCAGCCCUUAUCAAUUUAUAUUGUUGUUUGUUUUUCAAUUAACCACAACUCAUUGUACACCCAAUAAAUCCUACGCUUUUCUCUGAAAUAUUUUGUUUCCAUUAAAAACUUGUAUUUUGCAUGUCUGCGUGUACCACUGUAGUAUACUAAUUUAAGAAUAUAGAAUGAUGCAUUGUAUUGCCAAUGUUUCUAUUUUAAUGAGAUUAUGUUUGUGUGUCUGCAGUCGGUGGUAGAUGAUUGGAUUGAAGCCUAUCAGGAAGACAGAGAUGUGGCACUCCUUGACCUUAUUAACUUCUACAUUCAGUGCUCUGGAUGCCAAGGUAGGCUUUUUUGCAUUAUGAAUUUUAUGGCAAAUCCUUCAGAAUCAUAAUUAUAGGGACACUUCUGAUUCUAGGACAAGAUUGAUGCACAUUACAUCUCAUGAUAAAAUAAUUUAACUCUCUUUUAAAAGUUCUAAUUUCCAUGAAAAAAAACAAAAAACAAAACAAUGCACAAACAAUAUAAAAAAAAAAAAAACUACAUCAAACUCUGUGGUACAUAGCUGUCCUUUUCCCACAAUCCUUUGCUAGGAAUGGCAAGUAGAAUACUACAAUCCACCCCGAGUAAUUCACUCACAAUAAAUACUUGUGCAAGUAAAUAAAAGUCAUUUUAAUGAGUAACUGUUUUAAAAGUGUUUUAAGUAUGUUAAGAAAACACAAAACUGUUUUUUUUUCUAAUGUGGUUGUUGUAAUAGGUCAGUUUUGAGUUUGACAAUAAGGAAGGGAGACAGGAGAAGGGACAGGAUAAAUGAUAGUGUCCUGCAGAGUGGUAGUUGCUUUGUUAUAGAGGGGUGACCUUAGGAUAGGUUGGGCUCAGGGAGAUCACAAAAGAGGAAAGAUAAUUAAAACUUCACUUUUAAUGUAAAUAGUUAAAAGGGAGGUAUACGAACAAAUUUUAGUUCAAAUAACUGUUGUAAGAAUUCCUCAAGUGAUUCAGUUACACUGCCUGUUAACAGAGUGAAAUGCCACUGUAGGAACAACAGCUACAAAUUAGCAGUGUCAAUAAUGUAUCGAUAUACCAGUAUCCGGGCUUAAGGAAAAAUAGCCAAGUCCCAGUGAGCUGCACUGAAGCUGUUAACAAAGCUGAUAACAAUGUUUACCGAAACUGCAGUGUCUGGACUCCAAAACAAGCUUGAGAGUGCCAGUAUACUGCAGAAAAGAGCAUCUCAGAAAUGAUGAUAGGGGCCUGUGUUAAAGACCGUGAGAAAUAGCAUCUAGAGGUAUGUGCUGGCGGGAGUAUCUGCAGUAUGGUAACUAGGAGGUACAAACUGCAAAAUGUUGCCUGGUAGAUUCUGCAGGAACUGGCUUAAUGACCAACAGGCUAUGGGAAAAGAGGGGUUAAGUACAAAAACUGGAAAUCCUAGUGUUAUGGUACGUGCAGGCUGGAGUACCUGCAGUAUAGAAACUAGGAGGUGCAAACUGCAAGAUGUUGCCUGGUAGAUUCUGCAGGAACUGGCUUAAUAACCAACAAGUUAUGGGUAGAGAGGGGUUAACUACCAAAACACUGGAAAUCCUAGUGUUCUAGUAUGUGCAGGCUGGAGUACCUGCAGUAUAGUAACUAGGAAGUGCAAACUGCAAAGAUGUUGCCUGGUAGAUUCUGCAGGAACUGGCUAAAUAACCAACAAGCUAUGGGUAGAGAGGGGUUUAACUACAAAAACACUAAGAAUCCUCAUAUUCUUGUGGUCCCUAAGUACUUGUGCCUUUGAGGGCACCCCGUUAGCCAAAAGCCUACAAUCUCCUAUGGAAAUACAAAUAGAAAAUUUCCCACCAAUACUGCUACAAUGAAAGAAGUGUGCUGGAAAUGCCUAGACUUUGUAGGCUGCUUCAAGUGCUGCUGGGUAACGGCCGAGCCGAUGCCGAUAGAAAGCUCUAAUUGGUAUGGUAAGUAAAGAGGUCACUCUUAGUGCAGUGACAUGUCACUCUUAGUAAAGUGACUGGUGGAUAGCGCCAGUGAUGUUUCCCCUGACGCGCGUUUCACCUUACAGGUUCAUCAGAUUGAGUUUGAACUCAAUAACACUGAUAAUCUGGAGAAUCUCUAAUCGCUACAAGAUGCUGCAUUGUGUGAUCUCAUUUUGUUCUGGACAGGUGUGGUUACAGCAGAACUCUUUCAGAAUCCAGACAACCGGGAAAUAAUCAAGAAACUGACUGAGGAGUUUGAUGAAGUAAGUAUACCCCAUCGACAUCUCAAACUGUGAAAACCUGUGAAUAUAUAGGGAAAAAAUGUGUACAAAAUUGUAUUGUCAGUUUGUACAUUUUUUAAUUAUUUGGUUCGAAAAUGUACUUUUAUUUUUAAACGAUAGCACUGAGUGGAAUGUCUUAUGUGAGUUUUUUCUCCUUCUUUGUUAUUAUUUGUCUGUGUUGCAGACUAAUUCAUUAUAGAAAUAGCUAAGCUGUUGAUGGUGUAAACAAAUGUAAUAAAAUGUAAGAUUGCAGGCUUGUUAUUUAAUUGAACGGUAAGGGAAUCACUUGUAUUAGUCCACUAUCGUCCAACUCUGCCCCUCUUCGUGACUGUGAUUUCAGCUUCCACCCAAGUCUUGCUGUCAAUAAGACCAGAAUAAUAGGUCAAACUUGGCUUAAAACUGACAUGUCAGACAUAUUCUGAUAUAAAGAUAUUUACCUACACCCUGCUCUUUUUGAGUUACAUGGUGCGCAGCCGUGGUCCAAACCACAAUGUUAUUUUGGAUAGUUUGUUUAGCUAUAACUGCGGAAAAAAGUGAAUUUUCCUGGCCUUGGCAGCAGAGCGUUAGAGCAGUGCGGCCAUGGCCCAUUCUCAGGAAAGGAAAAUAUUGGUAAGUGUGAAUUGAUAUUUCAGUUUAUGUUGACUUGCACUUUCCAUGUAUGAAACAACGUUAUAUGUAAAAUGCAAUCUGAGGGCUCUAAUCUUGGACAGAAUUUGGACUGGGACAUGCAUGCUACCCUUGCAGUAAAAUCUUACCUUUAACCCCCUUACAUUACCCUAACACACUAUACUUCACUUUACUACACAAAUUAUCCCCAGCACUACACUAACCAUUAACCCCUACAAUACCUUAACACUUACAUAAUUAGUAUAACAAUGGUUAUUUGCUUAAAUUGUGUUUAUUUGCUAUAAUUGAUCAAACAGGAAUCAUUAGUAUAAAUUAGAUGAUGUUGCUUGCAAACAUCAUCCACCCAGGCAAGGUAAUUAUGGUGUUAGUUCUGCUUAUGUUCAAACACUUUGCAACGUUUUAGGUAUCGGUUGAUUGUUCGAAAAGUGUUUUCUGUGGUUUAUAAAAUCCUUGUCAAUAAAUCAAUCAACAUGUCAAUAAAUCUUCUUCGGAAUGAUUGUGACCACAUUUGCUUCACUGCUUUUUCAUCGAUCUGAUAACGAUAAAGGUGUUGUAGAAAAGUAUGAGAAUUGCGUGACUGUGUUUGAUUACAUCAACUUUAUGGGCUGAUCUGCAGCUUUUAAUGUAUCAAUAAUUAUCUAAUGAUAAAUUGGAAUCAAACUCUUUCUCAUCGCACUGUCUGUUCUAUUAACAUUGGUCCCCUACAGCUAAAAUCUAUUUUAUACAAGUAAAUAAACAUGUUUAACGAUAGAUUAACUUUACUCUGCUUCUUCUGGACUGUAAGAUCUUUCAAAUCUACUGAUACUAUGUAUUAUUGUUCUGUAUAUGUAUCCAAGUUUGUUAUGUAUAAUCUACCCGUUGCACAGGGUUGUGGUGUAUGGUGACAUGUUGGAAAUAAAAUAAUGUAAAAAAUUAUGUUUGAUAUCAGUACUAAGACAAUAUUAUUUCUGAUUUUUCUCUGCAGGAAACGGGUUUACAGUUCAAAAAGUUCAUGGCUUAUCCUUGGAUUCUUACAGUAACCUGGCCGGCCAAUAUGGUAAUUCUGAUAAUUGUAUCGGUUUGUUCUGUGUCAUAAGUAGAAUAUUUAACUUUUGUAUUGGAAAUUGUGAUAUCUUACCAUAUAUUGUGUAGGUGUUUUAGUUGCUGUAUUCUGCAUAAAAUUGGAAUAAAACCGAAUUGGAGAGGGAUGUUGACCUACACUUAAUUUCCUAAGUAUAUGCUUACAUGCAGAGGCAGGCUGAACUACUGAACUCCUGACUUUAUAUGUGGACAGACUGCAAUGCUCGUAACAUCCAGGAUAUUGUGAAUGCCUGCUGCUCUAUACUUACUUAGUGACUACAUUUCUAUUUUUACUCAUCCUUUUUUACUGUUAUCCUCCUCCUUUUCAUCCAUUUUUGUUUUUCUCCUUCUCACCUAUAUAUAUAGUUAUGUAUAUAAUAUAUGGGUGAUAAGGCAGUGAUGUCAUCAAAGUGCAUCAGACGCCAUUUUACUUGUUUCCAGUAUUGGUGAGUAUAAUGCUGGGAGACUUUGAGUGUCACUAGUGACAUGCCACAUGAUUUCUAUUACUUUUUAUAUGCUGCUUGACACAAUAAUACAGAUGACAAAAAAUUCAAAUACAAUUUUUUUUUCUUUUACUUUCUAAAUUUUGAGUUCUGCAGCAACAUUUAUUUUUUUCCCGUCAGAGUAACAUUGAGGUGUUGGUGUUUGUUAUCAUUACAGGACACAGAAGAUUAUCCGCUGAUUAAGCCUGGAACAUACUGGAAAAAAUUUAAAGCCAAUUUCUGUGAAUUCACCUCUCUCUUAGUUCAACAAUGCCAAUACAGUGUGAUCUAUGAUGGUUAUCUCCUGGACACCAUUAUCUCACUCCUAUUGGGUUUGGCAGAUUCGUGUGUCCGGGCAUUCAGACAUACCAGCACACUGUCAGGUUAGUCUGUAAUAGAGAGGUAGGAGAAGUAGAUGGGAUUUCAGAAAGUAACAGGUGAUUUAAGAAUAGACCAGUUCUGUUAGGCAAUUGUGAUGACUAAUGUAUUGAACUAUCUAGAACUAAUAUUCCAACUAUUGGCUGCUGAAAUGUAAACUUGCUAAAGGAUAGAGUCUGAAAAGAGAUGAACUCCCACACCUGUCUUCUUUGAAGUUAAUGUAUGUCUUCUACAACAUUUUAAUUGAAAAUAUGUAAUUUCUUUCCUACACCCUGCCACAAAUUUAGUUUAAUUGCAUUUUUUUGUUAUCUGCUAAAGCCAUGAAGUUGUUGACAGCUCUUAUAAGGGUUGUCCUGAAUCUCGAUAUCAGCAUAGACAACGCACAAAGGCUGUUUAAGGUGGAGAAGAAACGGGCUGCUUUCAAGAGGACCAACUCCAGGCUCGAGCAACUGGAUAAAAAAAGGAAAGAGGUUGGAUAUUCUGCUAUACUGCUACUUGUGUAUCUUUUUUUUUAUUUGAAUAGAAGCAAAAACUUUAAUUGUUUAUUAUGCUUAAAGAGACAGUAAACUGCAUGGACAAACACAAAUGUAUUGUCAUCAUAUGUCCAUUCUGUAAAGCUCAUAAUUAAAGCUAUGGGUUAUAAUUCUAAGUGUUCACAGAUUAUAAUUGCAAAUAGUGGGAAAAAAAGUGAUAUUUUAUAUAAAAAAAAAUGUUUAGCAAUUUUUUAUUUACAGCUUCAACAAAAGCACCAGGAGAUGGAAAAUUUAAUGGAAGUUUUAUUUAAAGGGACCUUUGUGCACCGUUACAGGUGAGGGAUAAAUAAAUAUAUACCUUUCUAAUUUUUUCCCAUCUGUCUUAAUUUAUGCCACAAAUUAUGCAUAUUGAUAUUGCUGCAAAUAUUUAAGGGACCAGAUUACACUGUUACAUGCAACACACGACCUGGCCCAUAAAGACACAUGCCCAGCAGAUGGCCUUAAGUGCACAGGCCUCUCUUAAUGCGGGCCCUGGUGCAACUGAACCGGUGGUAGUUUAGUUGCUGGCACCGGGGCACACCAAAGUUUAGGCACCCACACUUGGCCUCCCAUUAGGGGAAGGAAGCAAUGAGUGGCCCAGCAGAGGCAAGCUGAGGUGAGGGCACACCCAGCUGCUUUAUCAGUAUAAGGCAAGGUUCCAUGAGCGUCAGAAAGCAGAGGAUUCUGAGCCAGGUGCUGCCUCCAGCUAGCCCUUCUCACCACUAGCACAUAGGCUGCCUUCUUCGUGGAUGAAGGAGGAAGGGACCGCUUCAGACUGCUCUGGGUUGCAGCUCAGGAAGGAGCCGUUCACUGUGGUGAGUGAGUCAGCCUAUCUUUCAGAGAAGAAAGGGAAUAAGACAUGGGGCCUCGUGCCUGGCUGUAAAGGAGGUAAAAGCUGUUAACUUGGUAUUUUAAUUGGUCAAAUUAAUUUAUUGAUAUUUAAAGUUUCAAAUAUGUGGUGUGUCUGUGAGCUGCAUGAAAUGUUUGUCUGUUAACUGUCUGGAUGUUGUAUGAUGUGUGUGUCUGGGAGCUGUAUGGAGUGUGUAUUUCUGAACUGUAUGGAGAGUGUAUCUCUGAACUGUAUAGAGUGUGUGUAUGCAAGCUGCAUAGAUAUUGUGUCUGUGGGCUGUAAACUACAUUUAGCAUGUCUGUGAUUCUUGGAGUUUUAGAGGCUAAUUGUCUGGAGCAAUAGGGGGCUUAAAAAGAUUAAUCAGGCACAAUGACCCUCUGUUUAUUAGUUCUGCUAUUGCUGUCAGGUACUGCGUUUGCUGCAAAUCAGCUGAAUAAGAUCCAAAUGCCCAUAUUGUUACAGAGUCUGACAUAUCAUUGAUUGCCUCCUCCCCCCUUCUUGACAUUACUUUGUUCUGCUAAUGUAUCCUUCAGUUAUCUUCAAUUUUUGAUACCCUUUUACUUAAAGGGUCACUCAAGACCCCUAAAGCAUUCUAGCUUGCUGAAAAGCUUUAUGUGUGAAGAGUGUGUUCUCUGUUUCCAUUUUGUAAAAAGUGCAGAUUUUAAUAGAAGCUGCCACUUCUAUUAAUUCACCUGGUUAUACCCAUCUGGCUUUCAAGCAAACAUGUCCUUUUACUUCCUGGUUUGGUUAGCUCAGUGGAGCUAAACUCAAGAGGCACAUGCAUUGCAAAGACUUCUCAUUGAGCUGCUUUGGAAGUCUGGGAUUGGACAGCAACAGGACAUCUGGGGUUAGAAGGGGAGAGCUUGUUAAAGGAUCACUAUAGUGCCAGGUCCUUGGGUCCCCCUCACCCUAAUGGUCCCCCUCCCGCCAGGCUCUAGGGUGAGGAAGGGGUUAAUCCCUUACCUUUUUCCAACCCGGCGCUGGGGACUCUCCUCCUUUCCCUGUCAUCUGCUGAAUGCGCAUGCACGGCACGAGACGCGGCGCAUUCAGCCAGUCCACAGGAAAGCAUUCUCAAUGCUUUCCUAUGGACGCUGGUGUUUUCACAGUGAGAAGCGCGGAAGCGCCUCUAGUGACUGUCAAUGAGACAGCCACUAGAGGCUGGAUUAACCCAUAUGUAAACAUAUGAAACUGCUAUGUUUACAGCAGAAAGGGUUAAUCCUAGGUGGACCUGGCACCCAGACCACUUCAUUAAGCUGAAGUGGUGUGGGUGCCUAUAGUGGUCCUUUAAGACAGCAGACAAGAGAGAAGCAGUUUUUGCAAGCUGAUUUUAAAUAUACCCCAAUGAAAAAUGCAUGCUUAGAUGCAUACAUGUCUUCAUUGUUGGAAAUAUACUAAACAGUGAUUUUGAUUAAUUAUAUAUUUGAGGAGUGGAGCUAAAUUUCCGAUAUAGGGUGGUCAAUGAUUAUAGCUAUUAUUGAGAGAAUGAUGAGGGAUUUAUAAAAUUCCAAAUGUAUUUUGAUAUGUUUCAUUUGCAAAUAAUUAAAAGGAAUUUGCAUUUGAUGAUCACCUAUUGGAGUCUGUUUACCAAAGCGCAAGUUGUGGUGACUUAAUAGCCUCUUAAACAGAAGAUUAUUCAACAUGUCUAUUCAUCAACAUUGUUUCAAAUGAUCAGAAGUAGCUGCUUAAUGAAUAUACUUUUGCUAAUGUAACUGAUAUUUAUUUACAUGUUUAGUUUUUUAGUAUUAUGUAUCAUUUUAUAGUGCUGUGUAGCAAGUAUCAAUAUUCAGGGGAUCUGUCAAAACACAUCAACAAGCAAUUCCGUAGCAUUCACAAAAGAACACUAUGAGCAAGCAGAUCUUUCUUCCUGAGACAUAGUUUGUCAUUGAAUUACACAGUUGUAGAGAUAUAUAUAUAUUUCGAUAUAUUUUUGUAGGGAUGUCGUUUCUGAAAUCAGAGCAUUGUGUAUUGACGAACUGGGAAUAUGGAUGAGGAUGUACCCAAAAACAUAUUUGAAUGAUAGCUGCUUAAAGUACAUUGGAUGGAUGCUAUACGACAAGGUGGGUUUAUACAAUACAAUUAUUUAAAAAAGUUAUGGGUGAAACUGGCAUGGGUUCUGAAUGGAGCAGAUAGUAAGGAUUACUUCUGCAGAAUGGCUGUAGGGUUGCUGUACAUGUAGCAGUAGGAGAAAAUAGUAUGUGUUUUGGAAAAGAAAGGUCUACAGUUUGGGAUAAAUUAAAACACAGGUGAAACACUGAAACACAUGGACUGGUGAGACAUUGGAUUUUAAACUGUGGUAAGACACUGAAACUAAAGAAUUGGUGAAGACACUUUAACCACUAGGAGACUGGCGAGACACAGGAACUAGGAGACUGGCAAGACACAGGAACUAGGAGACUGGCAAGACACAGGAACUAGGAGACUGGCGAGACACAGGAACUAGGAGACUGGCGAGACACAGGAACUAGGAGACUGGCGAGACACAGGAACUAGGAGACUGGCGAGACACAGGAAUUAGGAGACUGGCGAGACACAGGAACUAGGAGACUGGCGAGACACAGAAAUUAGGAGACUGGCGAGACACUGGAACUAGGAGACUGGCAAAACUGGAACUAGGAGACUGACGAGACAUAGGAACGAGGAGACUGGCGAGACAUAGGAAUGAGAAGACUGGCGAAACUGGAACUAGGAGACUAGCGAGACACAGGAACAAGGAGAAUGGCGAAAUACUGGAACUAGGAUAUUGGCGAGACACAGGAACUAGGAGACUGGCGAGACACAGGAACUAGGAGACUGGCGAGAUACUGGAACUAGGAGAUUGGUGAGACACUGGAACUAGGAGACUGGCGAGACAUAGGAACGAGAAGACUGGUGAAACUGGAACUAGAAGACUGGCGAGACAUAGGAACGAGGAGACUGGCGAGACACUGGAACUAGGAGACUAGCGAGACACUGGAACAAGGAGACUGGCGAGACACUGGAACGAGGAGACAGGCGAGACACUGGAACUAGGAGACUGGCGAGACACUGGAACAAGGAGACUGGCGAGACACAGGAACUAGGAGACUAGCGAGACACUGGAACGAGGAGACUGGCAAGACAGUGGAAGGGUUAAGGUUUUUGUGAUUACUCCCAUUGUUGUAAGAUGGGACGUUAUUAAUGUGCUACAUUUCUCUUAAAACUGACCAUGUCUAUGUGAAAAUAGCCAUCAUGAACUUCGAAAAGAGAUGCUAAGGAAAGCGGCUAGCAGGGCUGUUUGUCUUUUUAAAGGAUGGUUGAUCUUCAAGACUGAAAUAUCUAGAAUGUAUGCAUUGUGACCCCAGCAACCCAUGCAGCACCUAUUGCAUAGUUCUCCAUCACAUACAUGGAAUGUUUUACAAUGACAAAGUAAAGCAAAACUGAAUACUGCUUUUUACAGGUCCCAGAAGUACGUCUGAAAUGUCUUGUGGCUCUGCAGGGACUGUAUGAUAAUAAGGAUCAUGUUUCCAAGAUGGAUCUUUUUACUAUCAGGUUUAAGGUAAAUCCUCCACAAUACACUAUUUCAUUAAAAACAUGGAGACAAAUAAAAGCAUUGAGAGAGGUUCAUCAAGGCAAACCUAUGUAAUUUUCUGAAGUAGAGAGGUAAAUGAAAGCCAACAGAAUGAAUCUCAACUUACCCAAAAUAGCACUUUUUUUGCUUUGAUAAAUCUCCCCCAUCAUGAGAUGUAUUUUGCUUAAUAGUUAUCCAACUUGCUUAUGACAAAGGUGUGUGAACCAGGUAUACACCAUGAUAAAUGUUCUUGAGAAGUUAGUUUGCAUGUUCAUCUUUCCAAAUAAAACAUAGUUACAUAGUUACAUAGUUACAUAGCUGAAAAGAGACUUGCGUCCAUCAAGUUCAGCCUUCCUCAGAAAUGUUGUUGCUGUUGAUCCAAAAGAAGGCAAAAAACCUGGUCUGAAGCACUUCCAAUUUUGCCACAAACUAGGAAAAAAUUCCUUCUUGACCCCAAAAUAGCAGUCAGAUGUCUCCUUGGAUCAAUCAGCUAUUACCCCACUAAUUAGAAAUUAUAUCCCUGUAUGUUAUGUUUUUGUAAGUAUUUAUCCAAUUUCAGUUUAAACAUCUGUAUGGACUCUGACAAAACCACCUCUUCAGGCAGAGAAUUCCAUAUCCUUAUUGUUCUUACUGUAAAAAAACCUUUUCUUUGCCUUAGAUGAAAUCUCCUUUCUUCCAGCCUAAAUGUGUGACCUCGUGUCCUAUGUAUAACCCUGUUUAUGAAUAGAUUUCCAGAUAAAGGUUUGUACUGGCCCCGAAUAUAUUUGUAUAAAGUUAUCAUAUCCCCUCUCAGGCGCCGUUUUUCCAAACGAAACAGAUUUAAUUUUUGUAACCUUUCUUCAUAACUAAAAUGCUCCAUUCCUUUUAUCAAUUUUGUAGCUCGUCUCUGGACCCUCUCCAGUGCCAUGAUAUCCUUCUUUAGAACAGGCGCCCAAAAUUGCACAGCAUAUUCAAGGUGUGGUCUUACCAGCGAUUUAUAAAGAGGCAAAAUUAUAUUUUCAUCCCGAGAAUUUAUGCCCCUAUUUAUACAUGACAAAAUCUUACUGGCCUUAGCAACUGCAGAUUGACAUUGCAUAUUGCUGCCUAAUUUGUUGUCUAUAACAAUGCCCAAAUCCUUCUCGUGUGUGGUUAUCCCUAAUUCACUACCAUUUAGUGUGUAAGUUGCUUGUGCAUUCUUAACCCCGAAGUGCAUAACCUUGCAUUUUUCUAUGUUAAAUUUCAUCUGCCAUUUUAGUGCCCAAUCCCCCAAUCUAUCCAAAUCUCUCUGCAACAAAGCAAUAUCCUGCUCACAUUUUAUUACUUUACAAAGUUUUGUGUCAUCUGCAAACACUGAUACAUGGCUUUCAAUGCCUAUUUCAAGAUCAUUUAUAAAUAUGUUAAAUAGAAGUGGUCCCAAAACAGAACCCUGAGGGACACCACUUACCACUUUUGUCCAGCCUGAAAAUUUACCAUUAAUGACAACUCGUUGUACUCUGUCCUUAAGCCAAUGUUCUACCCAAGAACAGGAAUAUUCAUCUAGACCAAUUUCUUUUAGUUUGAAGACUAACCUAUUGUGAGGAACCGUAUCAAAUGCCUUGGCAAAGUCCAAGUAGAUCACAUCCACUGCAACACCCUGAUCUAUACUUCUACUUACUUCUUCGUAGAAUGCAAUUAGGUUAGUUUGACAUGACCUAUGUUUCAUAAAACCAUGCUGAUUAUUGCUAAUAACAAAGUUCUUCCCAAUGAAUUCCUGAAUAUUAUCCCUUAAUAGCCCUUCAAAUAUUUUCCCAGUUACUGAAGUUAAGCUCACAGGUCUAUAAUUUCCAGGCAAGGAUUUUGAACCCUUUUUAAAUAUAGGAACAACAUCUGCCUUCCUCCAAUCCUCCGGUACAACACCUGAAACAAAAGAAUCUUGAAAAAUUAAAUACAGAGGUUCACUUAUUUCCCCACUUAGCUCCUUAAGUACUCGUGGGUGAAUACAGUCAGGCCCCGGAGCUUUAUUUACAUUCAUUUUCUUUAAUAGCUGUAGCACCUUGUCUCGAGUUAUCCAGUCACAAGUUAUUUGCAAGUUUUUUGCAGCAAACAUUUGCAUAUCUCUUGCCAUAGGAUCCUCAUUAAUAUAUACUGAAGAAACCUCUUCAGAUUUUAUAUACUGUGGAUAUAAUCCAAAAGUGUUUCCCAGGAUUUAAGAAACCCCUGUUUCAAUCAACAUUAGAACAUGAAAAAUUAAAAAAUAGCUGUAUUCUAGUGGCACUUCAUUUCAUUUUAAUCAGUUUUGGAACUGGUGAUAAUUUAUGCAGUAUUAACCUGAUUUUUAUUUUUAUUUAUUACUGGUAUUUAAAAAGCACCAACUUAUUCUGCAGAGCUGUAAUUGCAGGACUACCCUGGAGAAUAGGAUAUUCAUGGAUUCUGAUUUUCAUAGUGAAUUGUAAAACCCUCUGUAUGGUUCUUUUUUAAGUGCUGUUUGGCUAAGAUGAUUGGAAACUGAUGUCACAAGAUCAGGUGUACACAUUUUAUUUUUUAUAGUCAGACACCCAUUGGUACCUAGAGAUUUCUGAUUUGUUAUGUAUUUUCAUGUCUGUUAGGAUCGUAUUGUAUCCAUGACGUUAGACAGAGACCAUGAUGUAUGUGUGCAGGCUAUGAAGCUCCUUGUUUACAUAUCACAGUAUGUAUUUUUUCUUUUUUUCUAUAUACUUAAAAUGUAACAAAACAUAUGGUCCUUAUACUCAUUAUUCUCAAUUAUUUAAAUUGCUUUCAAAGUUUCUUUAUUCUGCACAAUUUUAAAGAUGCUUGUUACAGAUUCUUAAAUUGGUAACAAUACAACAUCCAGACAAUGAUACCUACAUGCAAAAUCUCACUUUGGUUAAUACUGUACAUUAAAAUUGCAGCAUUUGUAUACAUAGUUAGUUAGAUGGUCUCUUGAGUUGGACUUCCACAUUCUGCAUUAGCAUGUUAGUCUAGUACCAUGUCACUAAUAAGUUAAUGCAAUGUCCUAGGUAAAAUCAAUGUUCUUAGUAAGUAAAUGAAGAUGCAUCUUGUAGUAAAGCCAAGAUAUGGUGUCUGUAAACUGGCUAAUACUAAACACACAUGAGAUUAUGGAUUUACAAAAGUUGUUCUGCUAUAAUUCUCGCUAAAUUGAUAACAUAACAUUUGAGGUGAAUUGCAAGUAUAAGUAUAAAGUAGCUAAACGGGAAGCAUUGCUGAUUUAGAUAAAUUUUCCAGUUCCGCUAUUUUGGCCUUAAAUGUGAAAUCUACUUUGAAGACACUUCAAAUUCUUACAUUAGUGAAUAACCCUAUUAGUUAUUUCCUUUUGUGUCAUGUAUUGCAGAGCGCCUUCAGUUCCAUAGAGAAGUUAUCUACCAUUAGUACAAGAUAAUUGUUAAAGGGUCUGAGCUGACAAACGAUCUACAUUUUUUAUUCUAGAAUAUCAGCAUAUGAUGUAUGGUAUAUACUACCUUUCAUUACUGGAAGAAUAUUAUCCCAGAGUAAAUGUUUGCCUUUACUUUUCAUAUACAAACAAUGAUUAUUAAAUCUGUUUUCAAAGUAAACAUCCUUAUACAAGUCUUAUACGUAACAAAAAUAAUUUAAUUAAGGUUAUUUGUUUUGUACAAAAAGCAUUGAAAAUAGGUUAAACUUGUAUCAAUUAAAUAUGUUUGUAAAUUGAGAUUUUGCCACUAGAGGGCGAUAUAUCCCACACACAGUCAUUUUGUACCAUAGAGUCUGUUGGAUUUUUGUGUGUGUGUGUAUUCUUUUGUCAACUGGGAUAGAUCUAAUAGGGAUAGACUGGGAUAGACUAAUAGAUCCAUCAUUUGAGGAGGGUCUGUCUGCUUUUACUAUUCACACCAGUAGAUGUUCUUAAAUCAUUUUGGUAAAUUCCUUUAGUAAGGCAAUUUGUAAUAUUCCCAUAAACUUCAGUUUUAACCCAUUCAUGCCAAUUAGUGAUGUCGUGAACCGUUUGCGAACUUGCCGCGAACGGUUUGCGAACUUGCCGCGAACGGUUCGCCACGAACCGUUCGCGGCGAACUCCGGUCAGCUGACACAUCCCUGCCAAUCUCCGGCAGACCCUCCCCUCCCACCUCCUGGACAGCAUCCAUGUUGAAGCUGCCUUCAACAUGGAUGCUGUCCAGGAAGUAGGAGGGUCUGGGAGGGAGGGUCUGCCGGAGAUUGGCAGGGAUGUGUCAGCUGACCGGAGUUCGCAAACGGUUCGUGACAUCACUAAUGCCAGUAGGGAUACAAAAUGUAUAAAUAUCAUGAUGGCACUGAGAAUCUAGCAGGCAAGGGGCUAAAGCAGUAAUAUAGCUUAAAACAAAACUUAAAGUUUAUUAUUUUAAAUUCCAUAAAAUACAUCAUUGUAAUACCAUUAAGACUGCAAAGUUUUUCAGUAAAUCCUUACUAGUUUUACUGAAAACAAAAAGUAAGCUGAUCAAUCAAUUCACCCACAUUUUCUGUAUUUUUAAAAAACACAUUUUGUAUAUAGUCAUUAGGAAAGUGAAUUAGCGUGCAUCAUAACCUGCAUUUAUAGCUAGAUGCAAUAGGCCAGGGGUAGGCAACCUAUGGCACUCCAGAUGUUGUGGACUACAUCCCUCAUAAUCCUCUUACACCCAUAAUGCUGGCAAAGCAUCAUGGGAGGUGUAGUCCAAAACAUCUGCAAUGCCGAAGGUUGCCUAUGCCUGCAAUAGGCAGAAAUAGCUUUUACAGGAUGAAAUAUAUAGCUCAAUGUUAUCUUAAGGGAGCAGUAGGUGCUAUGUCACUCAAACUUAAAGUUAUUGGGGGGGGGACAUAACAAGAAAAACUGUAAUGAGGAGAAAAACAUGACAUAUUUCCUAUUUCCCAGCGUCAAAAGUUUGUAAGAUGUAAAAGAUGCAAAAAAAAAAAAAAAAAAGAUGACAAAAUGGGGUAAUCCAAUAAAAUGGAUAUGAAAUAUUACAGUGACGUGCCAGUUUUGGAAAACUUUGAGCCUAUUAAUUACAUAAAUACAGACAGGUGACAAUGAGAGCACAAUGUCAGAAAUAUAGUAGAUGGACUGCACACCCCAAAUAUUAAUAAGAUAAUUGGAUACCACCUAUGGCAACUACACAGACUGGAGUGGCAUCAUCUUCAUCCAAUACACAUUAGCCAAGAAGGUCUGGACACACAGAUGUCAUUCCCAAGCACAUUUUAUUUUAUCAACGUUUCACAAUGUUUACAGUCUGCUUGGGAGGAGAUGACCUCUAGGGAUCUGCCCUUUUUUUUUGCUAAGAAAAGCACAAUGAGCACAAUAUGCAAAGAAGACCCAACCGUUUAAUAAAAUAAAUCAAUCAGAAACAAGUAAAUUUAAGUAGAAGAUUUCUAGCAACAAAUGAUAAACAUAACGGUCCUUGGUUAAUUAAUCCGGCCUUGGCUGGGAGCUGAUUGUGCUGUUAGUGGUAAAGUAGUGCGUGCAGUCUUGAUAUGGAUAAGGAAAAUUAACAAAUAAAGAUCAGGUCCUUAUGUUUGUGUCUUCAGAAGGAGAAACAGAUGUUGCCACUUGUUGUCUCCAAUUUAACUCCCAACAUAUAAUCUAACAAUGUCCUACACCAAUUUAGGAGCAUAUCCUUAUAAACUGCUGAAAUGUAUCCAGUUUAUGUGCUGUUGUGUUUUCCUAAAUUAAAUUAAAGACUGCAUUAUAAUAAAGCUGGUACAGAUUUCAGUGAAAUGUAAAACCUCUGCGUACCAGUUUCUUAGCACAAUUGUACUUAAAGCCAGAAUAAUCCUUUGUACCGGUCGUUGUGAUUCUGCUGGCACUGCCAGUAUGUCAGGCCAUGAGCCACUCUGCCCAGAUGAAGAAUUCCUUUGAUUGUGUGAAUAGACAAUGGAUGUAUAUCUCACUCAGUCAUUGCUGAGAUCAACAAGGCAUAACCUCAGACUGCCUAAUAAGAAGUGCUCUGUCUCCGUGCAGGAAUUGUGAAGAUGUGCUUACAAGUGAGGACUGUGAGAGCCUGUACCAGUUUGUUUAUGCAGCACACAGGCCGCUGGCAGCCGCAGCUGGAGAAUUUCUCUAUAAAAGGUAACUGUAGGGCAAUCUGUGGUUUAUAUUCCAAUUUACAGAAGGGCAGUGAUACUCAGCAGAACAUUAUGUAUGACACGUGCAUAAACAAAACAACGUUCAUCUUGCUGUAGAUAGUUCUCAUUGUUUCUGCUAAUUAACACCUAUUGUAUCUCUUUUAGCUCAGAAUGCAAACCAUUGAGAUAUUUACCAUAGAAAUCCAGAUUGUCUAUAUUGUAAUGACUAAUAAGAACCAUUUUCCGUAUAAUGAAAAUUCUGACUUGUUUUACUGUUAUGCGCAUCUCAAGCAAUCUUCUAUCCCUUUAUUGUGUCUGUAUUUACAAAUUCUUCAUUUUCUUCUGCUUAUCAAAUAUGUUUCUGGAAACAUUAUUAAUGUAUUUGAAGCAUUGUCUAAGGUCUACUCUCUCCCUGGUACUUGGGAUAAGUAUCUAUAUAACAAUUGUAAAUGUUAAUAGGACCCUAGACAAGCCUCUGUUUGUGUGUCUACUUCUCAUUCACAAAUCUCUAAGCUGAAGAGGAUACACUCUGUGGGGAAUCUGUUCUAGGACCAACAUGUUUUCAAUUAAAACAACAUGUAUUAAUUAACUCCCUUUGCAAUCUAUCCCUUCUGCCAUGCAGAACAUUCCAAAGCAGGCCAAAAUUACAUCUUUAAAUUAUGCUCCUAUUCCAAUACCUUAGCGCCACCACUUAAACUCACAUUGCUUGAACAUGGCUUCCACAUCACAUAGCAACAUCAUACAUGACCAUGGGCAUCCACACGAGUUUUACCAGGGGGGGGGGCAUAAUUGUAAUGACAUCUAUGCUUGGCCCCUUUUUGACAGUGUCAUGAAGGGGAGGAGCAUAGUCAUUAUCACAUAAAGCCAGGGUGAAUAGCGUUUUCACAACUAUGGUGUCAGGAAUACAUGUUUGUAUUCCUGACACUAUAGUGUUCCUUUAAGCAAAUUAAAGGAACAUUCUGGUCACCAUAACAACUUCAUCUAAAUGAAAAUGCUAUGAUGCCAGGAAGCCCCUGGGUGCUUUCUUUCCUUUAAGGGGUUAAACCGCUCUCAAAUGGUUUAACCCCAAAGGCUUUCUCAAGCUCCAGGUCGCUCAGUGGUAUUCGGCAUCUGAAACGGAGUGUCAGGAAGUGCAUAUUGACGUCAGGCAUGGGUGCCGCUGAUUGGCUAGAGUUGACAGUUGACGCUCUAAGCCAAUCGCUAGUUCCCGGUUCAUCAAAGUUUUUUACUUUUUUUAUGAAUGGGGAGCUACUGAUUGGCUUAGAGUGCCAGCUGACCACUCUAGCCAAUCAGCAACACCCCUACCCAGCGGCACUCUGUACUUCCUGACACUCAGUAAAUAAAAGUGAACACAUUAACACUGAUAUUUUUUUUUUUUACCUGGGGAGAUGAGAAGGUCCAGAGUUUCCCUGCCAGGCCCAGGUACCAAAGCCUUAUGAUGUGGUAUCCAGAAUUAAGUGGAGGGUUCACUUCAGUUGUCCUUCCUGCUCCAAUCUCCUUUUCUUCUCCUUCAUUUGACAGUCUUCUUUUUCUUCUGACACUGUCUUCUAUAUUUGGCUCCUUCUGCUCCUUUCUCAUUCUGAUUCCUUUCUGCUCCUUGCUGUCCCUUUCUGCUCCUUCUUCCACUUUACCUUUGUGCUCCUUCUGUCCCUUUCUGCUCGUUGCAGACCUUUCCUGCCCCUUGCUGCCCCUGCUCCUUGCAGACCCUUCCUGUUCCUUGCUGACUCUUCAUUUAGGCUGCCCCCCUCCACCCCCACUCCCCUAAUCUAUAAACUGCCCCUCCACCCCCCACUCCCCUAAUCUAUAAACUGCCCCCCCACUCCCUCAUCUAUAGGCUGCCCCCCACUCCCUAAUCUAUAGGCUGCCCCCUCACCACUCUAAUCUAUAGGCUGCCCCAGGCCCCCUAUAGGCUGCCCCCAUACCUCACUCCCUAAUCUGUAGGCUGCCCCCAUGCCUCACUCCCUAAUCUAUAGGCUGCCCCCUCACUCCCCUAAUCUAAAAGGUGUCCCCUGCCUCACUCCCUAAUCAUAGGCUGCCCCCAUGCCUCACUCCCCUAAUCUGUAGGCUGCCCCCAUGCCUCACCCACCCAAAGGGUGCCUCCCACUCCCUAAUCUAUAGGCUGCCCCCUCUCUCCCCUAAUCUAUAGGCUGCCCCCCGCCUCACUCCCCUAAUCUAUAGGCUGCCCCCGCCUCACUCCCUAAUCUAUAGGCUGCCCCCCUCACUGCCAAUCUAUACCCUGCCCCCAUCCUCACUUGCAUAAUCUAUAGGCUGCUCCCCAUCCCUCACUUGCCUAAUCUAGGCUGCCCCAUCCCUCACUUGCCUAAUCUAUAGGCUGCCCCCAUGCCUCACUUGCCUAAUCUAUAGGCUGCCCCCCCAUGCCUCACUCCCCUAAUCUAUAGGCUGCCCCUGCCUCAUUUUCCUAAUCUAUAGGCUGCCCCCUCAUCCCCAAUCCCUCAUUUCCCAAAUCUAUAGGCUAUUUUAAACCCCUCCCACCCCAUCCCCCACUUACCUGAUCUGUAGGCUGUCUCUGGCUGCAUGUGCUGCUCCCCUGCGGUUUCAAUCAGCAGAGAGAAGCAGGGAUAAGAUGCAGCUUCCUAUCCCUGUCUCUCUCCAUACACAGUGCCUACUGGCCGGCGCCGAUAUUGCAGUGCCCCCCCCCCACCCCACCUGCCCCACCUGCGGACGCCCAUGUACACAACCUCCACCAAAUUACACUGCACCGACAUUAUAGACCGCAAGCACAUUGCAUGCUGUACCCAAAACACUUGGCACCCACAUCUCACACAGGGCUCUCACAUAACAAUCACCGUUAGCUAUGGUACCCUGUAGCAAAGACACUGUCUUUACAUUUUGUUUGAGAGGCUAGUGGUUACAUGUGAUGCUGUGGCGGGGGAAGGUAGAGAUUUAAAGCAGCCCACAGCAUGCCCAGGCAGCACUGAUAUCAUGCACUAAAUAAAUACAUGUGGUGACUGCAUACGGAGCAUGGGGAAGGUGCUGUGGACUGUUGAAGAAUGACUAGGUCAUCUUCAACUGUUCCAUUUGCCCCACGUUUAAUGCAUCUCUAAGAUUGAUGGUGGGUGCCGUUCAAAGAUGCUUGAGUGACAAUGACUGCCUAUCCCUGGCAGCUGCAAGCCUUUAAAAUAUUUCAUAGACAUCUAGUACCUUACUUGGUCAGUGGUAGCCUAGACCUGUGUAUUUCAUGACAAAUAACUAUACAUGAACCCUUGCAUCAUACAAUAAAUGAGUGGCCUGUCUUAUACUCUCAUUCCUUUUUUUAUGUAUUUGUAGUGUUCUAGAAAUAAUUUUAUAUGGCAAUAGAGAAUCUAACUAUUAGGAGGAGUAAUCAAGGAGAGGUUUAUGAGCACUGCUUUGUUUGUGGGAAUGGGUGUGUGGGUGAUAUGUAAUAUUGUGUACGUGUGGGGUCUGCUUGGGGUAUUGCAUAUGGGAGGAUGCUGGAGGGGUUUUGUAUGUGGGUUGUCAGUGGUGUUGUAUUUGUGUUGGCUGCUUAGAAGCUGUGAAUUUUUGAAAGUGUAGUAUAGUAUGUAGUAUGUCUGGGGAGGCGUCUUCUGCAGUUAUGUGUGUGUCUAGCUGCGUGUGUUGAUUCCCUGUGGUCCAGUGGGGAUUGGCCUGUCCAGGUACAAGUUGAGGGCAGGAGCUAUGCUGGAUGUUGCAGGCUGUCCUCCUCAAAUGCAAACUCCCCUACACAAGUGCUUGGAGGAAGUGAUCUGAGAUCCACGGAUCUCCCCAUCCUGUUUUGGUGUGUCAGCCUUGCGUGCUGAGUCCAUGGCAUGCAUUCCAUAAGUUUCUAACCCUUGUGCUACAUUGUCCGACAGUCUGAACACAUGUAAUAUAGUUUAUUGCCCUUAAAGUUAAACUCUUUGCUGUUUGGUCAUGCUUGUUAAGUCUUUAAGUGGUAGCAGCCAGGUAUAACCCACCAGCCGGGUACAUUCCUGGAUUUAUGUGUCUGGGUGCAGACUGUAAAGUCCAAUGUAUCCGUUCCUCAGUGUUUAUAACUGAGCCACUGGUUCGCUAAGACAGGCACAUCAUGAAUGGUGAAGUCCUGGUGCAGGUCUGAAUAUUGCUUUAAAGAAACCUCUAGCAAGUAGAUUAAUCUUUUAAAAGAUCAAUAUAAAGCAAUUGGGUUUUGUGAUAGGAUAUUUUUAAUUAAACACCUAGAAGAAUGCUGCAUGUUUUGACAUAAGCAUGCUUCUUUUUAAAAUCAUUGGUAAAUCAAUAGAAUAUAUUUUGUUCUGAAAUAAACUAGGACUGAGAAAUUACCGUACUGUAAAAAUCAAUGUGUUUGACAAUUGAGAAAAGAAGGUGCAAUGUAAUUAUAAACCCAUAAUGUUUUGUAGCAACAUGAAAAUUGCCCUUUGGUUAAAGAUUUUUUACAUAACGGACACAGUCUUGUAUUGAUUGUGUUUAAUAUCUUUACUAAUAUAGCAUCAAAAUCCAUUCAAAUGUUGUUAGAAAUAGGCCCCCUUCCCAAGAGAAUCUGGAUAUUUUUCUUUAUCUAUGCACAUCAUAUCUCAUGCCAUAUAGUAUCUAUUGUGCGUGAUGUUAUUCCAACUCAUUCAGGACUCAUUCAAUGUGUAUCUCCCAGGCAUUUAAAUCAGCUGGCAAGAGAACAAAUCAGCCUACAUAGAAAGGAGGAGAUUGAACACAAUGCCAUUCAGUUGAGAGCCCUCUUGACUUUCUUCAGCAACAGCAAGGUGGGUUGUAGAGCUGUAAGUGGUGGCUUGAAAAAGAUCUCCAGAUCAGAUAUGUAAUCUGUCUGUUGCUUGCAAUGUUUACAAAAUCAUUUUUUUAAGAAUAACAUUAUCUAUUAUUUUCAUAAAAUAAUGCAGUGAGGGCCACAGUUGAGCGUAGCUCCUUUACAUAGCAUACCACGGUGCAAGGAAAAGGAAAUUACUCUUUAAAAAUUGGCUUAUAUUUAACGCCCUCAUUGCCCAAAGGAGGUCCAGAUCACAUAGACAGAUUAAAUCUACACAAACUGCUAAAUAUAUUAAAUAUAUGAACACUUUGUGCAAGCUGCUUAUAGUCAUGAUGUAAAGAAUCUUCCUGAUUAGGGAAUCAUUAGGGAAUCAUUUUAAAACCACCGACUUCGAAAUUCCAUAAACUGUUUAUUGUUAUAUGGCCAGUGUUGUGUGACAGCGUAUAGAAGUCAUUCAGAAAUGGAAGUAGUUAACUAUGGUGGAGAUCCAAUUAAAAAUCAUUAUUAAAUAAUUAUUGUAACCGACUUGUUCUCUCUCUCCGGUCGGUUGUACGUACCCCCUUGUUCGUAUUAUGAAUGAAGAUGAGUGUUCCCCUUUUUAUACCCCCCGGAACACCGACCACCCCCUGACUUGUUAACUUCAGAGGAGUAAUUGGCUCAAGUGCUUUUCCUGGGUGACCGCCAUUCGUAUAACCGAAUACAUGUGCUCUAGUAAAUGGCGGCAGUGGUACAUGGUCGUCGAAUGCUUGGAACUCUUUUCGGCAAUCCAGGGAAAAGUGUACCGCUGCCCAUUCCAGACAAGUUAGGAGAAUGCCGUUCGGGAUAAAGGAACUACCGACUAGGGGGAGCAUUUGCUCUCUAAUAGCCUGUGGGAGCAUUCGUCGGUGUUUGCACAGGAACUCCUGAAAAUGUACUGUCCGUUGCCUCUUUUUCUCUGGAACUGUUUUGGGCUAUCACCUCGUGGUCAGAACCCGAAUGUUGAAUCCGUUCUACCAAAUGGAUCUGAGCCCUAUUUGGACAACUUGGGCGCUCAGAUCCAGGCUAUUUGGGGAUAUAAGACUUCUGUGGUUCCUGUGUAGUUUUACUGUAUUUUUUGGGUGUUUUAUGUAUUUCAUGUAUGGUUCCCUGUAACUGAGAGAUAAUUGAGUUACUAGUUUUUGACGCCUGGGAGGGGUUUGUUUGUAUUGAAUGGAGACACCAUUCUGUGGGUCUGUGCAUAAAUAGCCGAGUGUGACUCAAUAAAGAUAGUUGUACUCCUAGCACUAUGUGUCGUCCAGUUACUGGGGAGAAGGAAAUCUAUUCACUUCACAGCGCUUUGUUCAAGAGUUCCAGUUACCACGGAUCCAGAGGAGAAAAGUCCUUGUCAAGACUAGACAAGAUCUAAGACCUCAGUUUGGGGCAGAAGGAGUACAAUCCAUGUUUAAUUUCACGUGUUUCGAGUGAGGCUCUUAAUCAGAGCAUGAAUGCACUAACUUCUAUGAGUUUAGAUAAGGAGAAAAACCUAAUGGAGAGAUGAAAUUAGACCAACUCCCUGCUCAAUGCACACCAGCAGCAGUCCAUAUUUGUCUGUAUACCCAAUGGAAGAGAAUUCAAAUGCAUAAAUACUGAUAGUGUGCCUUGAGGACUAGGUUAGGACACGUGGUAAGAAACACUUGUGAUUUUAUUAAUCGUUUUAGUUUUAUUGAUAUUGAUAGUGUUAGGAUAGGACAGUGUAUGAAGAGGGGAGAAAAAAAAUAGCCAUAAGGUGAAGAAACGCUAAUACUGAUUGUUUUAUAGAUAUGUCAGUAAAAUAAGAAGGCUGUUUCUGUGAAGUAAUGUAAGGCUAUCGGUAGUUUUGUUGUAGCUUAAUCAGAUGCAUUCUUUCUUUACCAUAGCUACACCAGCACUUGACAUACCUUGUUGACAGCCUAUGGGACUGUACAACUGGCUUCCUCAAAGACUGGCAUUGUAUGUCCACCAUCCUGCUCCAAAAAGGAAACAAUCAACAGACUGGUAAGGACCCUGAAUACCUGUCCUGGAUAUCAUGUUUCCAGUGGUAAAAGUUCAUUUAUUCCUGGAUUUAUGUGUCUGAGUGCAGUGUAAAGUCCAAUUCUUACUUUUCUCUGACAUCCAGAUGUCCUACAGCCUGCUACAAGCAAUAUGUUCCUGACACAACUAUCCUGUCUAAAAGACUUAAAUGUGUACAUUUUGAUUUUAUUAUCUUUUAUUUCUCUUUGGUGCUGCACAUGAAAAUUAAAAGUGUUGAAUUAUUUUGUAAGUCAUUAAUACCUUCAGAUAUCUCACUCUACAAUGGAGACCUUCUGGUUGAGGACCAAAUCUCUCUGAUCUUUGCAGUAUUUCAGUAUUGUUACAAUACGCAGAUUGUCAGAUGUACAUUAAAACAUAACGAUUAUUCACCAUAUUAACAAAAUCUCCUUGAAGUAUGACCGCAGCCAGGGGUCAAGUCCUGGGGAAAAAAGUGUGGGAACUCACCCAAGAUCCACUCCUCCUGCCAGCUUUGUGAAUAGCCUAUAUAUAUCUGAUUUGAUUCUAAGUGAAACAUCUGCAGGUAUUCUACAAACAACGGCCACUGUAUUUUCGACUUUGUGCACUAAACAAAUCUUUUGUUUGUUACUCUUACAGUAACAUAUAUUGACCAAUGCUAGAUACCAAGCAUGAAAUUAAUAAGAUGAAUGAAUGAGGGUAACCUAUUAAUUACAGUGUUCCCAAAACAGUGUAUAACAAAACAAGUUUAAUACAAUAAAAAGCCACAUACAGGUUCACAAUCACACCUGUGCCCAAUAACCCAUUUGUGGUAAUAGGCUAGGCAUACCCCUUUAUAUCAUGACAUCCAUGUCAAGUCAUCGAUCAUUUCCCUUGUGCUCAAACAAGAAUGCAUAGAGUAAAAAAUAUGUUUUUUAAAAGUUCAGUUAUACUGCCUAGCAGAGGCUCUAAGUAGUUAAAAGCUUAUAUCACACACACACUUUCAUUCAGUUGAACUCCAACUCACAUAUUCAGCUGAGGAGCAGACUAAGAGGAUCCACAUAGUUUGCCGUAUUUACUCUGAUCACCUCUGCAGUAGCAAACAGAUAAUGCUGCUUGUAAAUUGGCCAUAAGGACAAAGUUUUUGAAUCAAUAAGCAGUAUUGUGUCCUCUUCACAACCUUGAAUGGAUUUGCACAAUAUAAAGCAACCACAUUUAGUGUCUACUUAAUACAAAAUAGUGCCCUAGACCAGGGGUAGGCAACCUUUUAGCAGCACUUUGCCGAUAUAGGAUUGUGAUGUCCCGCAGCGUGCCGGUCCUAUUUUUUAAAAUUGAGGUGUGUAUGCUGCCGUAUUCUGCUUGUGUUAUUUAUACUGUAAGUGCUUUGUAUAUUUGUAUUUGAGCUAUUAUAUUGUAUAUGUUCAGGAGUAGUUUGUGGUAUUGUGUAAGAUACCUAUGAAUGUGGGCUGUGUAUUGGGGCUGCUUGUGGAAUUGUGUGUGUGGAUGGAUGUGUCACAUUGUGUGUUUGGCAGUGUGUGUAUGUGUGGGGUAUUGCAUGUGAGAAGCUGUAUGUGGUGUUGUGUGCAUGUAUGUGGAUUGUUAGCGGGUUACGUUUGUGCAGAUUGUGUGUAUGUUUGUUUGUGGGCUGUUCGUAUUAUUUGUAUGAGGGGAGGGUUAUUCUGCAUUUCUGUGUAUAUCUAGCAGUGUGGGUGGCUUCCCUAGGUUCCAGUGGAGACCAGGCUGGCCAGGUACAGGUGAAGGGCAGGAGCUGCAAUACCCGCUGUGGGCUACUCUACCACAGUGUGGAUUUCCAUUCACAAGUGCUGGGAGGAAGGGACCUGAGAUCACUUACUCUAUGUGCUGCAAUGCAUAAAUUGAGGAUUGUCAUUUUCGUAUUAGCAGAUAUCUGAAGUUUCACUGGGACUCCUGAUAGGCCAGAGCCUGUUUGGCUCUAGCAGCCUUGAGUGCCGUGCAAAGACUCCUUGAGUGCCGUGCAUGGCACUAAUGCCGUAGGUUGCCUACCCCUGCCCUAGACCAAACCAAAUUAGAUACACAGAGAUAAGACAAAAAAAUGAAUUCUCAAACAUUAAAGCAAAUAACACGAAAGGUGUGCGUAAUCUUAUAGCUACAAAUAUCUACUGUUUUUUUUUUUGCUAGCUCAUUCAUCUGUCAGUUCACCCACAUUACACAAUUCCUGAAACAAUGACAUGGAGAGAGGUGGAAUCAGGCAGUGAUGGGGCAGGUGCGGUGCGGCCGAUGGUGGCAGGCUAAUGAUGCCAGGCCAGUGCUGUGACAGGGGGCCAGGCUGUGAAGGUGAGCUGGGGCCUGGCAAUGAAUGGAGGGCAGAUGGCAGGCUCCGUUCAUUCAUUGCCAGGUCCUGCCUAGCGGCUCCUGACUUGCAGUGCGCGGCCAUGACAGCCCCCAGUACAGGCAGCCGGGCUGCUGGUUAUACCACGGGGCCGGUGAUGGCGAAGGGAGGGAGGGGGUGUGGGCAGGGUGGCUCUCCUACCUUCAGGUGCUCCUGGAAGUGGAUGGGAAGGAUUUGAGCCAUGGCGGUUUCUGUCUCCUGCCUCUCGCUGCUGCUGCCUCUCCAGGACUACUAAUGGGAACGGCGUUCCUGCUGUGGAAAAAGUGCAGGAGCGCCAUUCCCACGCGUUCCUGCAGGACUCAACCCCUGACCGCAGCAUUGUAAUAGGUAACGCGUUUGAGAGCAGAAGUAGUACAAUCCAUCUUUAGUUUCACUCGAGUGAGGUGCUUAAUUAGAGCAUGAAUGCACUAACUUCUGAGUUUAGAUUAGGAAAAAAAAAAAUCAUGUAAAAUAAAAUUAGAGCAAACAGAUACAGCCUACAGCACUGCCUUAAACAGCCUAUGUUGGAAACUUCAAAACUAAUAACACCCUUCCAUUGAGAAAAAAGCAUUAGAAAGGUACAUAUCUUUCUAAUGCAUUAUUUCUCAAUGUGAGGUUAUUGAUAGGUGCUUUUACCGUAUCAUCUGCUAGUCCAAGGCUUCCACAUUGACAGGAGAGACACAGGAAUCUGAAAUGAAAUUGUUGUGGUGCCCAGAUUGUUUCUGUAUGUAAAGGAACUAAAAAUUGCUUAAUAUGUGUUAAAUAUGUCAUGGUUUUUCAGCAUUGAAUGAGAGCCAGAAAAGUUUCCUGAUAGAACUGAUCCUGGCGAGCGUCCGGCAAGCUGUGGAAGGCCACCCACCCGUGGGGAGAGGAUCAGCCAAAAAGGUAUGUGACCGCUGUUUUCAAAAGCAGCACUUUCAGAGUUCACAAACUUUUUAUGGUAGAACCUGAAUACGAAAAUCAUCUGGACUUGCUGUAUCUUCAGACUCUUAACUUCAGGCUUAAAUCUAUCUAUCUAUAUAUCUACCUUGCACUCAGUAUCUCUUAUUAAACUGGUGCGUAUUCCGGCCCAAACACACUGUAGCCACUAAUGUUGCUGUGUAAUGUUACUUUGCAAUAAAAUAUAACAAUAUUUCUGUCUCACACUUUCUGAAGACAUAGUGCUUGAUGGCCACUUGUUACUGCACUAUAAUAUUACAUGUUUAUGUAUUUGUUAGUUUGCUUUCUGUACACAAAAAACGAAAUGAUCCAUUAUUGAUAGUAGAUUGCAGAGCAGGCUCCUGCGCAUUAUCCUUUUUAAAGACGCACCUAAGAGAGGCUCAUAACAAACGGCAGCAAAUUAUUUUUAUAUGUGGAUAUUGAAGUUAGGGUUGAGAGAUCCACACGAUUUAAAUGAACAUGUAUCACUUCUUCAUGCUGUUGGUGCAUGAAAUGUAUUGCCCUGACGAAAUGUGACAAAUCUAUCACUCCAGGUAGUUCUCACUGGAACCUUGUUUUUUUCAUUACUUACUAGCAGUGUAUUCAUUCUACAUAUUGCAAGGCAGUUCUUUUUACUUACAACCUGGUAUGUGUCCAGCAACAUGUGGUGGAUCUGGCUAUCUGAAGAACCUAUGCUAUGAUUUACAAUUACCCCAUGUUGAGAAGCACUGUCUUAGCCUGUCCGUACAUUCUUUAUUGUGUAUUAAGUAUCCAAAUUACAUAGCUGAACAGAGAAAAUUGUCUGCACAGUACACUACAUAUCUCAGGACUGCCCCUGUAUUCUAACAGCUGUUGUAAUAGUUAUUCUGCUAGACAACCCACGGCUCCUUGUGUGUCUAAUAAUAGCUCCAAAUAUAGCUAAUAAUAGCUUUACUCGUCCUUAACUUAGUGAAGCUUUGUGUUUGUAUCAGUGGGAUGCUAGCAACAUGCAUGCACUGGACUGUUUCACAGACACAUUUCUGUUCUCAUCUUUUAUUAAUACAUUUAUUGUCCCAGUUGCUGCCCGGUAUUGGUUAAGAUUGUCAGUCUCUGUUUAUGUUUUUACUGAUGCUUUAUAUUAGGUCCUCUCUACCAAAGAGAAGCGAGUGCAGAUGGAAGACAGUGUGAGGAUUACUGAGCACUUUGCAGGGACUCUCCCACUGCUUCUGGCGAAGGUAACGAACAACUGACAUGAACCAGUAAUGUCAUUCUGACACCCCCAUCUUUUAGCUGCUCUUCGAACAUACGUCAACUAAGAUUGUGCCCAUAACAGAUCAUAAUAAGAUUCAUGGGAGUCUUCCUCAUCUAUUGGACACCCCACGUGCCAUUUACGAACACAUUAUGUAAGAAUUAUCACUUUGCACUUCACCCCAUGGAACAAAACCCUUGACACUACUGUAGGGAAAACACAGAAUGUAACUGUCAUCAUUCCCCAGCACUAGGGCCCCCAGCACUCAGCACUCCAUGAGAUUCCUUUUCCCAUGACCUACAGUGGGAGAGCAUGGUAGAUCUCUGACCCAUAGCCUUUGAUGGCUUGGUAUUCUACUUAUGCUCAUCAAUCACUGGACACUGUCAUCUUAUCUCUGAUCCUGUUUACAGAUGGAAGUGAAACAUGCAUGAGGGUUUUUAUCCACUAAACUAGUAAUUUCAAAAAUAGACCAGGGAACAUGUUACAUGUUUUUUAAUAAUAAUUAUCAGGUCAGCUCAAAAUCCCAAGAGCUGGCAACCUAUCUAUUGGGAUAUAUAUAUAUAUAUAUAUAUAGAAGUUAUAUAUAUAUAUAGUCAUGGCCAUCUUCUCCUUUACACAGUUUGUGCCAGACCCGGACAAGGUGACCAACCUUUUGCAGCUCCCUCAAUAUUUUGAUAUGGAUGUUUACUCUGCAGGAAACAUGGACAAGGUGAGAAAUUAACAUAGAUUGUAAUCACCAGAGUCUGCUUUUUUAAAUAUAAUUUGUGAGCUCCUCUGAAAGAAUUGUCUAAGCUUAAGUCUGCGCUGGAGAAUUUUAGAGAAUCAUUGGUAAAAUAUUUAGAAUUUUACUUCUUUUGUCUUUAGUUUUUAUAUGAUUUGUUCCCUACUUAAUAUUUUAUAUGUAUAAAUCUAUAUUCUCAAACAAGGUGAGAAUUUUGACAUAUGGACUGGUGGAACGUGUAUUACUGCCUAAGCCCAAAAAAAUGGUGCCUUGAGCACCAAAAAGUACAAUCCCUUAAACUCUUCCAACAAUUAUGUGACAAUACCAAAGUUGUAUAUUUACCAAUAUGGAUACCGCACUCUCCUGGAUUCCAGGGUGCAACCGGCCUGUGGUUGGCCAAUCCUCACAAUAUGAUUUGCAAAAAAAGUAAUGAUGGUCUAGGAACUCAAGUUCAAUCCAGUGGGCAGAUUUAUUGGAGCAAAAUCGAAACUGUUGUGGGCCAAAACGUUGUUUUGAUUUUGCUCCAAUAAAUCUGCCCACUGGAUUGAACUUGAGUGCAUGGACAAUCAUUACUUUUUUGCAAAUACCAUAUAUUUAAACUUAUCAGGAUGAUUGGGACUACUCUGUAUAUUAUAAUUGCCUUGAGGUCUGAAAAGGUGCCUUGGAACAUGAAUUAUAAAUGGCGCAGUUCUCCAAAGCAUUUGCAGGAUGUUAUAAAAAAAAAACUAAAAUAUUCAUCUAUUCUACUUGUUUAAAUAUUAUUUUACAUACUAUUUCACAACAUUACCAGAUAUUUGUACAAUAAUUCUAUUUAAAAAAGUCUAAAUCUUUCUCAAAUUAUUAUUAUAAAUUAAUUAUAACUUGGGUGUCAACUCCACAUCAAAAACUUGUUUUCAGUGACUGUGGUAAUUGUUAAAGACAUGUGUGGUCAUUUUAAUGGUGAUCAGUUGUCAACGUGUUGGGAACUCAAAUAUGAUAUUAGCUGUUAAUCUUUGUUAUGGUAAACCCCAAUAACGCAUGAAUGUACUAUUUCUAAUUGUGACAAUGAUUUGUAGCACCUGGAAGCCUUGCUGAAGCAGAUACAAGCAAUAGUGGAGAGCCACUCAGCCCCAGAGGUGCUUGAGGCCUGUUCCAAGGCCUACAGAAGCCUGAGUAAAGAAAACCUAGAGAGUCAUGUCCAGGUCAAUCUUUCCAAGACACAACUUAUAGAACAACUUGUGGGCACUUUCAGUCAAAAGUUGGAAGAUAUUCUACAGGAGGUCAGUUGAUUUGGUGUCUGAGAAACUGUAUUGAAGAAAGAUUAACAUUUAUUCAGCUUAACAACAUCUAAAGAUUACUGUAUGGGACACUGACUGAGACUUAGUGCAAGGCAGACUGUAAGAGCCCUAGAUCUAAUGUCUGGUCCCAUGUCUUCUGGUAAAACACCCAUAUGCUGCUAUUGCUCUGUCAUGCCAAAUGCUUGAGGGUUAUUAGUGUGCUUAUACAUUAUCAGUCUCUGUAUUUAUAAUUUAAAGACUUGAUCAUUAGUUACAUAGACAAUGUGAAGAAUGUGUUACUGUGACACUGGAACAGCUGCUUCAUUAACAUAGGCUUCAGUUUUCCAUAUUUAGGUAUAGAAUAAAAAUAUAAAACGGAAUGGAAAAUAUUUACACGAUAAUCAUCUAGUGCACAAAGUGUCCUAAAUGCAUUUUUAUCGUUGUUAUUUGUUAUAUAUUGAUAUAUUUAUUUUGCGUGUUUUAAUAAUUUUAUUGUAAAGUCUUCAAUAUUAAAGGAAUAAGGCUUUUGGCCUGCUUUGGCUAGUCUUCUUACAGUCGACAUUAUUGUUUCAGGGAGCAGAGCAUUGCGCUGCGGAAGAUGUCCUUUCGUUGUCUCAUGUUCUGAGACGGCUGGCUGCCUUUCACAAGUGAGUUCUUUCAUUUAAUCCAAAAUAGCUGUGCUUUUUUUACAAUGCAGAGCAGCUUCUCUCCUUUCAUUUAAUAAUCUAAUACCCUCCCACAUUCCCUUUAAUUAUUUUGUGUCAAAUCCUAAGAACAAUCUUCUGAAGAUAAAUCAAACAAAUGAACUAUUUUAUCCUUUCCCCGAUCAAAAGACAAAGUGGAAUCUUGGGCUAUUUUUAAAAUGCGAUUCAUCUGUAGCAUUCUCCUCUCCUCCUCCGACUAUCAGUUGUUUAACAUUUGCUGUAAUGCGAUAUUGCUAAUAUGAUUCUACUCAGAUAUUCUGUUAAUUUUCAUUCCAUUCUGUUACAGUAAUUAUUGCGUUUGAGAACAGUACCUACAGCAUUUCUUAUACAUAGAAACAUAGAAACAUAGAAUGUGACGGCAGAUAAGAACCAUUCGGCCCAUCUAGUCUGCCCAAUUUUCUAAAUACUUUCAUUAGUCCCUGGCCUUAUCUUAUAGUUAGGAUAGCCUUAUGCCUAUCCCACGCAUGCUUAAACUCCUUUACUGUAUUAACCUCUACCACUUCAGCUGGAAGGCUAUUCCAUGCAUCCACUACCCUCUCAGUAAAGUAAUACUUCCUGAUAUUAUUUUUAAACCUUUGUUCCUCUAAUUUAAGACUAUGUCCUCUUGUUGUGGUAGUUUUUCUUCUUUUAAAUAUAGUCUCCUCCUUUACUGUGUUGAUUCCCUUUAUGUAUUUAAAUGUUUCUAUCAUAUUCCCCUGUCUCGUCUUUCCUCCAAGCUAUACAUGUUAAGAUCCUUUAACCUUUCCUGGUAAGUUUUAUCCCGCAAUCCAUGAACCAGUUUAGUAGCCCUUCUCUGAACCCUCUCUAAGGUAUCACUAUGCUUCUGAAGAUACGGUCUCCAGUACUGUGUACAAUACUCCAAGUGAGGUCUCACCAGUGUUCUGUACAAUGGCAUGAGCACUUCCCUCUUUCUAUUGCUAAUAACUCUCCCUAUACAACCAAGCAUUCUGCUAGCAUUUCCUGCUGCUCUACACAAGUAUCUACACAAGCGCUAUACAAGUAAGAGUUAUGACAAAUAUGGAGAAGAGCCAUAUUGCUUGAGCUGUAUUGGCAACAGAUCUCAUUUUUUGUUUCCCAGUGAAGGUUUCUUGUGUUCCCUUUUUGCAAGAAAUAAACCAAAUAUAUAUAUUUUUUGCUAUAACAUUCCUUGAAGUAUUAGAAACACUUGCAUAAUUGCCCAUCAUAAUCUUACUGAGAAUGCUAUUUAUAGCUAGUCUUCUAGAACGGUUCCAACUAUCUUUAUUUAGAUUAAAUUACUUUUAUAUGAGAAUGCACAACCUCUGCUUUUAAAAAAAAAUAAAAAAUGACAAUUUCACAUUCUCUCUGUUUGGCACACAGCGCACAUAACUUAACCCAGUGGGAUCUUUAUCAGAAGACAGCACAGCUCGUUUCCUUUGACAUAGACCAAAGCUGCCUACCUGUGCAGGUAUGGUUUAAUUAGCUGCAUAAAUAAGACAGUACUUUUAUACUUCGAUGAAAUCACAAAGAGACCUGGUACAUUUACGUUUACCAACUUUAUUAGUGCUUCCAAUGUUUAAAUGAUGUAUUAUAUUAAUUAUAAGAUGUAUGAUUGCAACUUAAAGGGUGGAAGACUAAGAGGGAAAUGCUGGUUUACUGAAAGAGUAGUAGAUCCCGUAUUGGCCUUACAGUGAAAGUAGUAAAGGCUAACAUGUUUACAGGAAAACUCCCACCUUUGUAAUAACUUAGGUUGUUUAAGUUAUUGUGGGGUCAGGAGGGUCCAUGCACUUUUCUACCUGGUUUAACUCUGACGAUGGAGCUCUGGGGGGCAUAACCUGAUGAUUAACAAUCUUAUGUGUGCACAUGGAAAGAAACAGCAAGCAUGUAGGGAUAAUGAAUUCAAGAAUGCUUGUAUUAAUAAGUGUAUCCUUAAGAACUAAUCAGUAACAUUAUCCUAUUACUUAAAAAUAGCUGUAUCAAUGUAUGAAGUAUUCAUUAGGGGAGCCAGCGGCACACAGGGUGAUUGCAUGCCUGGUUUAGUUGUAGUAGCCCAGGGGUAGGCAGUCUCUGGCACUACAGAUGUUGAGGACUACAUCUUCCCUGAUGUUUUGCUAGCAUUAUGGCUGUAAGAAGCAUUAUGGGUGAUGUGAUCCACAGCAUCUGGAGUGCCGAAUGUUGCCUACGCCUGUAGUAGACCUUCCCAUACCUCACGCCAUAUAACAGGCUCUUCUGUUUGUGCAGCUCAUUCUUCCUGCUAUCCAAUGCUGUUAUUAUGCUCUCCUUUGGAAAGUGUUGCCUGUCAUGGAAGAUUCCUGUCCAAAGGUGCGUCUGUUAUUUUGUAUAUUUCUGUAGUGACUGGGUAAUAUUUGCAAAUGAAGAUUUAUAAUUCAUGCCCUCAUGAUUUCAGUAGGACAGCCACACUAGGCAGAUUAACCCUGCAAGGAAAAUAUUCCCAUUACUGCAGAAUGGCAAUGUUUCCAGCUGAAGGGUUAAAACAGGGAAGAGGGGACAUAGCACUCAGACCACUUCAUUGAUCAGUGCAACUUCAUGUUUAUACAAGAUGACCAUGUUUCAAAAAGGUUAUAAUGCUCCAUAUAUAACAUGUAGCUUCAGUCUAGAGGGACAGAAUUUCAUUAAAUAAGGAUUGUUGAGAAAGAAUGGGCAGUGACACCUAAAGAGGCAAAAUCCCUUCAUCCAGCUCCCUUGUUUCCAGGAGGUGCUUGUUUCACUGAAGACACAAGUGACACACUUUUGCCAGUUCUGUAGACAUUACCUGAAUCACCAGGAUCAGUCUUUGAGAGAACAGGUGAGUGUUAGAGUGUUCAUCUCAUUUAUCUAAACCACAUUUUGUUGUAUAUUUUAUUUGUCCUCCAUCUAAUAUAUUUUUAUGGACAAUAGCUGUAAGCCUGGUUAUAUUGGGUGGAUUUUUAGAGUUCAUGUUUGUAUUGGCUUGUAGUGAAUAGGGUGUCAGAAUGUGUGUGUACUAAGUGUUAAGACACUCACCGCCAGGUAGAUGAAGCCGCCGUUUAGUGAAUAAUCCCCUUUCUCCAGAAAUGCAGUUUAUAUCCAGCCGACCGCCAAACUCCCGAACGAAGUUCACGAACACGGCAACUCCCGAUCAGCAAAACAGUCGAACGCCUUCCACAGCUAAAAAUAACGAAAGCGCUGUCCCAGUAGUAAUUCCCCCCACAAACGAGACCAAGCUCCGUCUUGAGGGUCAAAUAAGGUUCUGUUUAAUGGGGGCUACCUGCCCCGUAUUUAUGCAGGUCUCCACAAGGUCCCGAGGGGACCUUGUGGAAGACUGUAAAACAUAUUGUACAGUAGCCAAUCGCAAUGGCUUCAAUAUAAGCCCUUCCCAUGUUACCCAUAAAUCCGUCUUCUCUACCGCGGAGAUAAUUGGGAAGAAACCUAAUUAUAUCCUAGGAUAGAGACCAUCGCCAUUUUAAAAUACAGUAAUAAAAAUACAUUAAAAUACAUAACUUAGAAAAUACCGAAUGAAUAUAGUUCGUAUAACGUAUCCCCAGACAGCCUGGAUCUGAGUGCAUAUUUCCACCGAAUAGCGCUCAGAUCCGAUGUAUCUAGUCGAAUCGCCAUGGAGUCAAAGUCUUUCACCAGUCCUUCGGUAUACGAAUGACUCCAUGGGACGGCUAUCUGGGUAAAGGUCCAUACGACUGCAUAAAACUCCCGAACAGACCGGCGUUCGUAUGCCUCGCCGAAAUAGAAGGGGGGCAUCAGCUUCCAGCAGUGUUCGGUAGAUUAAAGUGUCCGUUUUUAGUUCCAUAGAAUUUGUACCGAACACUUUCUCGUGUCUCAAAAUGGCCGCUGCCUCGUGGUCGACAUGCGAACGAUGACCACCCGUACGAAUGGAAUGGAGAGGUGUCUGCGGUUAACCACAACGUUCUAAUUGGGGCCAAGAGGUUAACCAGCAGCACACUCCUCUCCUGGGUGGUCGUUCGUUCGGUAGUUUCAAUCGGCAUUUUGUAAUUUCACGAACAGGGGCAUACGAACAGGGAAUCCAGCGAAAUAAAGGGGAAACAGAUGAACCAGCAAUAUAGGUGAAUCUGUCACACUAAGUAAUUACUAUCUGUUUUAUUUAGGCAUUCAUGUCACUAUGUGACCUACUCCUGUUUCUAAGGCAAAGAGGUGGAGGGGUGUCUUCCUAUGCCGACUCUACGAUGCAAUUAGAGCUUCUCUCAUUUGUCCAAAGACAUGUAUUCCAGAUUGAUGAAAGGAACACCAAACGUGCGUAUGUUUACUAGAGUCAAAAAAAUCAAAUUUUGGAUUACAGUAAUGUAUGGUAUAGUGAUUUGCUCCUGAGCCAAAUGAACACAGGCUAGACCCAAUGACAAGAUGGUUAUUUUCACCUAUUUUAGCCUUCCACUGGCUUUUGUCUGGAGCUCUAAGGGUAAAGCUGAUGGGCUCAGAAGUAUAAACAGGGAAGCUGAGGGAGAAUCUUAACCCAGAUAAGAAGAAUGAGCAGUCUGUGCUCACUGUUCAGUAUUUGUUGUUAUUAUACAGUACAAAUCCCCAACUUACUGUAAUUAAAAGGAAUACAUUCAUAACAUGGAACUCACUGUUAAUGGAACAUAUAUUAUUAGAUUUAUGUGUGUAGAACAUCUGCAGGCCCGUACUUUAUUUUUAUAUUGUAGAUGUGGUUCUGAUCAAGACUGCUAGUUCCCAAACAUUUACAGUUCAGUUAACGUUCUCAGACCGCCAUCUUAGUUCUUAUUUCAUCAUGCAAAUCCUCAUUUGUCGCCAUCUAUGAAUGCUACUCUUUCCUAUCCAUCACUCUCAGUAUGCCAGUAUUGAUGAGGAACAUGUCUCAUGUUCCUCUUUUUUCCACUCUGACAAUGACACCCUAUUAUUUUUUUCUACCAGAAUGCUCACAAUUCCAGAUAUCAUCCUAUAUUGAGGAUGUGAAAGCUGGCUAUGUACAUAGAGGAAUUCUGGGACAAAUUGGAAUAAUCUACAGGAAAAUUCUAUUAAUUUCCAUAGUGAUUGCUCCAUUUCUAGAACAUUGCGCUAGAACUGCAAUUGAUAAAUAACCACUUCUUUAAAAUACAUUUUUGUUUUAAGCAACCUUGGCUUUCCAUAGUUCAAGUAAUGAGUGGUUGCCCCUUCUCAUAAAGUUGCCUUGUAAUAUCGAUAUAAUUUCUUUAAAUUACUUUUUAUAUAACUUUUUUUUUGAUAGCCUGGUGAAUUGAAUCAAAACGUCAGGUCCUGGCCAGGGCCAGAUUUUCAAUUAGGCAGAGUAGGCACCUGCCUACAGGGAGAUAUUGAUUUACAGCACUUAUAAUGUGCCUUCUUGAAACCAACGUGUGUGUGGGUGGGGAGGUAAGUACCAGGACCCUUGGUCAGUGUCCUCUGUAGACCAGGCAACCUAAUGCUUAAUAGCAGAGCUACAGUAACAGGUCUCGAGGGAGUUAAACUCAGUGUUGUCCCAGCUUCUCUAGUGUGAGGCUGGUCAGGAAGUAGAAAGGAUCACUUUCCAUCUAUCCACUAAUACCUCUCACACCAGAAGUUCCUUGCAGGAGGAGCAGGGACUGCAUUGAGUGAUACACACUGUAUUACAACUCCUGCUGCUUAAUUAUCAAUCAUAGGAGAAUGUCGGGACUGCCAAAAACAUAGGAGAGUGACUACUUUUCAAACUCCAAAUGCCAUAAACACCUCUUUUUUCUUACCCUAAAUGUAACCCUUCUCAAAUCUAAAUAAACCCUUUCCUUAGUCCAACAUUUAAGCACACAAAGCCUAAUCCAAAAAAAAUUAUAAUUUGCCUUACUCCUAGGUUCAUCUCAUAUUAAACACGAACCACAUGUACCCUAAUACUAAAUGUAACCCAACUCUUACCCUGAACUGAAUCAUUCUAACACACAAUACAUUACAAGCGGAAAUACACACACACGCACACCCACACUCACACACAGUUACCAUAUAUCAUUUUUAGAGGUUUCUAAUAAUAAAUUAAUUAAAGCCACCUUAACUGAUGUUUAUUUUUUGGGAGGUCAGGGGGGUGCCUUAGAAUGCUUUGCCUGCAAUCACCUGACAUGUAAAUCCAACCUUGGUCCUGGCACCAUAUCAUUGCAUCAUACCGAAACCCAAGAAAAUGCAAAUCAUGAUUUUGCAGUAUUCCUGUUAUUUAUUUCCUGAUCAUUUCUUGUGUUAAGCCUCUAUUAGCAGUAUAGGUCAGCGGUCCAUCAGUCUAGUGACUUUAAAACCCAUUGUGUUUGCAUAUACAUUUACAUUAGUGGAUCUGAAUUUGCAGGCAGAUAGUGGUCAGUUCUAAUACAAUCUGAUGCAAAAAUCUGUUUCUCACCACAUAACUAACUAACUCCUAUGGAGAAAUGGUUAAAUCCUUACAAGGGUACGUUAUACACCAAUAAUUAAAGGGACACUAUAGUCACCAUAACUACUACAGCUUAAUGAAGUGGUUUCUAUAGCCUGUCCCUGCAGGCUGAGCAAUGAAAGCAGUGGUUACAUUGGUGCCUAGUAUCACCUCUAAUGGCACAGUGUGCAGGACCUGCAUUCAGUGUACAUGGAGACACCGAUCGCUCACCAUAGAGUUGCAUUAAUUUAAUGCAUCUCAAAGAGAAGAUGUCGAUUGGUGCAUUUUGCUGCAAAUGCAUAAUAGUCUCCCAAUCCUUUCCUGUGGGAGAGCAUUGCAUUGGGUGAGAUCAUAAAGAUUGAUGAUCUCAGCCAUUGAGGACCAGCUACUGUAAUGGAGUAAAUCUACCUUUUAUCUCCAGUCUGAGGGGGACAAGGGACCUAGACAUGUUGUCCAGCACUACAGUCUUAUGAAUAAAUGUUUGUAUUCCUAACACUGUAGUGUUCCUUUAAAACAUAUGUUAUAUGAAUAUUUUAUGAGUAUUAUGUACAAAUUAAUGUGUGUGUGUGUGUGUAUAUAUACACCCAAACAUAGCCUACUUCUUUAGGUUUGCCUUUGAGGGAUUGCCUUUUAUCCCUUAAGGACACAACUUCAGAAAUAAAAGGGAACCAUGACGGAAUAUUUUCGUCAUGUGUCCUUAAGGGGUUAACUGAUUGAUCAGUUACUACAGAUACAGAUUAAGUAUAUUUAUUGUAGUUAUAAUGUAUGUUGGAUUAGAACUAAACUUGUAUUUUAUUCCACUUUGUAUCUCCUGACUGCAGUGAAGACUGAGAGGGAUGACGAGUUGAUCCUGAGUAGUUUGCAUAGAAGGAGAAGUUUACUCGCUGUUUACUGCAAACUAAUAGCAUUUAAUGCAGUGGAAAUGUCUGCGGCUUCAGAAAUUUAUAAACAGUACAUGAAGGUAAAAUGGAGAACCUUCCUCCAGAUAAACGAAAACAGACCUUGUGUAUUGUGUAGUAUUUAGCUGCAUCAAUUAAACCAGCCUUCAUACUGAUGCUACAUUCUUUUAGAUUGGUCAUUGCAAGACUGCUCUGUUUACUCUGAGGCUAUAGAAACAACAUUUAUUAAAAUAACUGUACACACUUAUUAGUUCUAGUAUUGCAAGUCAGGCUUUAAUUAAUUUUGUUUAUUCUCCCCCUAUAGACCUAUAAUGAUUUUGGAGAUAUUAUUAAGGAAACAUUAAGUAGAACAAGACAGAACAACAGAAUAGAAAGUGCAAUAACACUGGUCCUCUGUCUGCAACAGGUAAGGGACUGUUAGCUAUGUGCCACGAUGGAGGAAAACAUGCGCAUAUGGUGAAUUACUCAGGAUUAUUUUGAGCAUGAGCAAUGGGUAACUCGCCCUUUAGAAGUGCAAAGAGUGUAUAGGGGCCAACGUACUCAUCCCUAGACCCAAGAGCCAUAGGUGUUUCUUGAUGGUUUUAACUGCAUUGUGUGUUAAGGAUUUAAGUUUGCGUUUAAGUAGGCGAUGUAAGUCAUUUAUAUAACUAAGCAUACACAUGUUUAAUUUUUCUAUUUUUUUUUUGUGUGUGCCUGGGAACUUUAAAGUUUUACCAUUUGUUCACGUGCUGACAGAAAGAAGAGGGUAUAUCAGGUUCUUCUGAGGGUUCUUAACCCCUUAAGGACACAUGAUGGAAAUAUUCCAUCAUGAUUCCCUUUUAUUCCAGAAGUUGUGCCCUUAAGGGGUUAAAGAAGUUGGGUAAACAAUUGUCCGACCCCAGAAUUUCACUAGGUGUAAUAAUCUCUCCCCGCUGCCCUUCAGCUUCUGUUAAACUAUAAGUCCCAUCACUCCCAUGCCAGUGUGAUCAGGGGUUGGAGGGAUCAUUUUUGGCUGCUAAUGUGAUAUAAUAAAGUGUAACAAUACAAUGGUUUUAUUGAAACGUGACUGCUUUGCUUUGUUUUUAUUUGGCUUACUGCCAUGUGUUUGCAGCUGUAUCAGAAGCACAGAGAACUCCACGGCAGUACCACCCAGAACUCAUUGUCAUUCACUAACAUAAAGGAGCUGGCGCGACGCUUUUCUCUAACCUUUGGCAUGGAUCAUGUGAAAUGCAGGGAAUCUGUAGCUAUGAUGCACAAGUAUGUGGCCUGAACUCUUUUUCUUAUAAUACUGUAUAUCAAAUCACAUCAAAUCAAUACAGAAUAUUAACUGGCAGGAAUAGUCUAUUUACUGGUGAGUGCAGCCCAAAUAAAAUCCACUCAUACUUGAUGGUACUUGUAGUACUCAGCAAAUUCUUUAUUCAGCAAGCAGUUGUCGAUUUUUUUUUUUUUUUUACAAUUUGGCACAUGUAUAGGCCUUCAUUUAAUUUUUGGAAUUAACUUUUUAAAUGUAAUAUUUUUGGAUAAACUUUUAAAUAUUUUAGCUAUUUAAAAUAAAUAUUAAUAUAUCAAAACUUUUUUUUCUAAACAUUAAAUCAUUUAUCCAAGUUUAUCCAAAAAUAUUUAAUCAUUUAAAAAUAUUAUCCAAAACAAUUAAAUUGAGGGCAUAGUCCUUAUUGACUUUAAGGGUUUCAUGGCUCAGGGUUUCAGACCAGUUAAUAAAUGCUAAAACCAAUGACUCAUCCAAGUUUGUAUCUUAUGCAAGAGUUGUGACUUUGGUGGGCGUUGAGCUGGAAAACAUCAUAUUGGUUGCCUUGUGUCCACCAGAAUCUAAACCACUCAUUAUAUGGGUUAUGAAAAUCCCACACUAUCAUGAUCGUCAAUGCAUAUCAUCUGCCAUGAGAGGGUUAAGCCAUAAAAAUGAAAGUAUAUUGCAAAUAAAAAGAACUGAUGAUUUCAGGGCUUUAUAAAAUGAGUCCUCUAAAUCUGAAAUUGAUAUUUUAAGCAUCCACUGGUAAUACAAUGAAUUGGAUAAUGUUUAUGUGUUAACUGGGAUAUCACAUUAAUAAGAAAAAAUAUUGCAUAUUAUUAGUAAAGCCUAAUAUUAAGGUUUCAGUGAGCUUUAUGGCUGAAUUUAAUAAAAACGCUUGCAACAUUGAUAAUGUUUCUGGAGAUCAGUAAAUAAGAUAAUAAAUUAAAGAAUAGGGCAUUAGUAAAAACAAUCUUAUGCAUAAAGUAGAAUCUGGACUUUAAACUAUGUUUUAAACUAUAUAAAAAUGCCUUGUAAGAAGUAUGUUUAAAAAUGAAAAUAGUGCCCCUCUGCUGCCUGGAUUUCUACCAAGCACAACAAAAGUUCAGAAAAGGACAAGUCACAGGGUUGUUUGAAUCAUUCUGAUUUGUGAUGUAGAAAUUAUUCUUAAAUUGUGGCUAACCAAAUGGUCUAUAAAUCAUCAAACAACUGUACACACACACAAUUGCAUUGUGUAGAUUAAUUAAACAGUAAGUAAAGCUUCGUACUGAAGACCAUACUGUCUGCCUGAUGAUGUAUAGCAUGGGUACCCCCAGCUUUUGCAUUACCACAGCUUCAGUGAUGUUUUAAUCAGCCUUCAAGCUCGCAAGGCAUCAUGGUAUUUGUAGUUCUCUAAAACGUGGUGGGCUAUAAGUUAGCCAUCCCUGAUAUAAAGCUUAGAUUAAUCAGGUACAGGUUUGAAAUCUGCCAAAGUUGUCUCUGUUUACCAACCAAUAAAAUAAUUAGAAUCUUACCUGUGGGGUUAAAUCCAGGAUUUUGGAGAAGGUCUUUCAUAUCCAGUGUAUAUCUGCUUCAUUAACACAUAUGUGGCAUGGUUUCAUCUUGUACAUGUUUCGUUCGAAACUGUUCCGUAGUGAUAAAAUGUGCGGCAGCACUGCGCAGCUUACACCCGUUCCUUAUGGAAUCAGGAUGUAAGAUUAUACACGUGUAAACAAUCUGUAUUCCCUCUGCAUUUCAUCAUCUUGGGGUUAAAGACAAUAUUGGUAAACAUAAUUACCUCCAAGGAGCUGCACAUGGAGUGUCAAUUAAUCCACUAUUAGAUAUAUGAUUUUGCUAAGCGUUAUGCAUGCUUUAUGCAUAGAAAACUGACCAAAGAUAAUAUUGCAGAGUCACAACCUUUUUAAGCUAUUUCAAGUCAUGACCAAGAAAACCAGUUUACUCGUUAUAUUCCGGCCCCCUUAAGAAUAUAGCCUUGUGUUGCAUCGUUUCUGGUUAAUAUUACUAAUUGGCCUCCUGGAGAUUGAUGUAUGUAUAGUUGAUCAUUCUCUAAUUGGAAGUGUAAUGUUAAUCUUACUGUGUAUUAGAUAGCUCAGAGAAAAAAAAUGAAGUUGAAACAUGGAAAUGAUACAAAAGUAAUGACUUAAUUUCUUAUAAAAUCAUGUCAUAUUUUCGCAACUUUAUUAGUCUUGAAUAUGUAGCAGCAUUAUUACCAUAAUAAGAUGAAAGCUAGACAACUGUAUUUGUUUUCUAGCAGAUUAUAAUAAUUACAUUUUAAAGAUAUAUAUAAACUGUUUUACCUUUUACACACACACAGCAUUCACUACACAUACACCCCCCAACACACACUAGAUUUUGUAAACAUCCACAUUAGGUCCUCUACAAACACACACUGCAUCUCUAAGUGUCUGCGAGAUGGUGGUGAAAUGAGUGGCGGGGCCUGAAGGGGAACUCCGGAUGGAUUCCAUGAGCCCAGGCCUUGAACUGUUUAAGGGCCCCAAAACGUCUGAUGGCAGCCCCGUUUGGCAUAUAAACAUUGUGAAGUGUGAGUGGAGUGAGAUUUUAAGAGAUGCAGAGGGAUAAAAUGAACCUUUGGCAGAAAAUUUGUUUUUUCAUUGUGAGCAAACGUUUUGGUCUAAAGUGGAAUGUCAGUAGGACUUUAUGGACUAAAUUGAAUUUUGCAUUCAUUAAAUCUAACCCAUGUUUACACAUUACAUGGAAGGAUAAAAGGACAUGCUAGGGUGCAGGUGACUGCUCGUUGUUUUUUUUUGUUUUUUUUGUCAAUCUUUAUUUGAGGCAAAAAGGUAUAGGGUACAGAAUAAAGAAUAGAAAGUGUUAAACAGGGGGUGUAAAGCAUGCACAAUGAACAUAUAUUGUUAUUGGAAACUCCAGCUUAAAACUGCCUACACCCUUUUAUAUUAUUUUAUUCUUUCUUUGACAUAACUUUUUCCCUCCCCCCCCUUUCUGUAAAUUAUUUAUUACUUUGACUGCUCAUUUUCAUUGCAAUAUGAAAAUAUGUAUAGAGGAAUGCAAAUAUGUUAGUUACCUCUGAAUUGUCCUUGAAUAUUGAAAAUAUGAUGCUUUUCCAGGAACAAGGCACUGGCUAAGAUUUAUCACCAAAUCUUAGUACCCUACUAAGCUUUUUCAAGAGUGGUUUGCAUGGUAAAACUUUUGUAAAAGGCUUUUGUGAGCAGACACAUGUAUGGUAAUAAAUGCGUAUAGCCAUGCUUGUGAACCAGAGCAACAUGCAGACUGCAAUCACCACUGAUGGUCACUGAUGUCAAUGGACAGGUGCAUGACUGUUCUAUGCAUGUUUGCAUGCCUCCUUUCAUUCCUUUAUAAGAAUCACAUCCAGUGCAUGCAAUGAAUAGGAGAUAAAACCUCCCCUGAAGGAGCAUUAGACAGAGUUUAGGGAAUUUAUAGCAGGAGAGUCACCUGUGUAAGUUGUAUCUUUGUGCUGGACUGCCCACUGUAUCAGUAGGUUGCAUUACAUGAGCAAUGUGCUAUGAAUUUGUAAUUCUUCCUGUAAAUGAUUGCAAUAGAAUGGAGAAACUAUAAAAUCCAACAAAGGGAUUUACAGGGACAGUCCACUGCCCAAAUACAAAAAUAAACAAAUGAAAAAGCUGUUACUAUUUAGUAGAUAUGAAAACAUGCAUGCAUUUCAUUUUAAAUUUUUUCAUUUGACGUAAAAAAAAAAAAACAACCCGCAAAAACUGCAGUUCUCAUGUCUGAAGCCUGUGCAAGCCCUCUUGUAACCACGCCCGGACUUUCUGUGGCUGUCCAAUCACAGACUUCCCGCUGCAGCUCAAUGAGAAGUCUUUGCAAGGCAGUUGCUCUGGGUAAUUGCUGCCUCUUGAGUUUUGCUCCACUGAGCUAACCAAACCAGGAAGUAACCGGAACGGUUGUCUAAAUGCCAGAUGGGUGUAACAAGGUUAAUUUAUAAAAGAGCCAAUUUCUUCUGAUAUUUGCAUUUUUUUUGUAAAAUGAAACAAAGAGAUUACACUCUUCACACAUAAAGCAUUUCAGCACGCUAAAGUAAUUUAGGGGUCUGGAGUGUCCCUUUAACUGAGAAUAAACUUCUCCCAGCCUUACUAGUUUUGCCUAACGUUUUCUGCUUAAUUGUUAACUCAUUGUUUAGUGUAUUUACAUAUGUAUAACAAGUUGACCCAUAUUGCUAUUAACACGUUAUAGAAGGAGAAAAUAUAGCCCACUACCCGUAUUGUAUUCCAAGUUAUUGUAAUGUAUUCCUCAUUCACAGACAAGGGAUUGAGUUUGCUUUCCGAGAGCCUGCAGUAGAAGAAGGCCAACCACCGCCCAACUUGCCGUUUUUAAUUCUCAUCAGUGAGUUCUCCAGUAAACUUUUGAAAGCUGACAAGAGACUUGUGUAAGUCAUCAUUUCAUAAUUUUUUUUUUAAAAAGUAAUUGGAUCUGUUAUUCAUUAAAAAUCCUCCUAUUUCAAUUAUUUUUACCACAAUGCUAUAGCAGUAAUAACUAAUUCGUACUAUGCUGGAUACCGCUUGGAUUGCUUUAUAAAAAUUUAAAUACAUAUUGUAGUGUUCAACCUCAUAGUUUAAUACAUAAUAUUAAACUGGAUGCAAGUAUCUGUUUGUUGGCUAUUUUGCAAAACGUGUAAUUAAAUUUGCUAGAAGAGAGGAAGACAUCAGAUUCUGUUAAAAAUGUGGCUGGUCCAACAAAUAUUUAAUUCCCUAAUUCACCCUCAUGUGGUUUCCACUGUAUCCCCUGCGGUAUCUGUUGCCCCUUUUGUGGCUCCCUUGUUCCACCUUUCGUCUCCUCAUUUCACAUUGUGCUCCAAAUUACCUUUUUCCUUGUUCCCUCUUGUGGACAACAUCUACUUUUUUGUGUCCUCUGGUUCCAGUUGAUUCCGGUCUUGACAUUACCUGUCCUUGUUUCUAUGUGUCUGUUUUGAAUCUACAAAAACGUUGUUCAUAUGUAACAACAAAAUGACAUAUUUCAUGACUAUUUUACUAAAGACAGUCCUAAAAUGUGUUAGUGGGGCCCUUUAAGGUAGGGCUGCCAUCUGGUAUUUUGCAGGCACGGCCUGUGUUUAAGGGUGUCUGGACCGUGCAGGUAUUGCAAAAAUACUGGCAAUGUAAAGGCCUGUAUUUUUCUCUGACUGGGAGAGUUUUGAGCCAGAAUAUUAUACACGACAGGCACACAUGUUGCUAUAUACACCCAAUAACACUCACUCACUGAAAUACAUUUCAAUCCAUAUUGUCCCAAAUUGACCCAAAACGUCUUUCAUGUACCUCAACAUGUACCGCCCCUCUGUCUACACCAGGCCACAGUAGUGCUGUUGCAGGCAUUAAGUCCAUCAACAGAAGGUGCUAUAAUUCUUUUCAUUGAUAUGUUGGGCUGAAGUAGAAUAGAGCUCAAUCUUCAGAUUGUUGUUUUACCUUUUCUUAGCAUUGCAGCUUCAUCUUACACGUACAUGAUAGUGAAGUUCUUUGGUUCAUGCAUUUUGGAGAAGUUUUCUGUGUAGGAUUGGUGUAGCACAGUAUAAUGGAGAAUGGUGUUUGGGGACCCUCUUCUUGGACAAAAAGUCACAUUCUGCUUACUGUGUAUGCAGAGAAUAGCUGGAUAACUGUGUUUAUAUUCAAAUAGUGUCAGGCAAAACCCGUUUUAAAUAGUUGUUAGAGGAAAUUCAUUUUUCAAACGCCAAUUAAAAAUAGACCACUUAUCUCACAAUGGAACAUCAUUUCCAACAAAUUUACAUGAUUGAGUGUGCUAGCACUGUUCUUCCCUUUAGCCAGAAUACAGUAUGGUAACUAUUCUUCUUUUGGGCCAACAGCGUAAAAGAAUGGGUUUUUAAUCUAUACUACUAUGUAACAGGUAAUCUGUGAUGUUGGGCUUAUCCAUCCUUUAGAUCUGGAUACCUGCAAAGAUUUGCAAAUGAGCAGAUGCUACUUUACAGAGGAGCAGAAUGGCACCCGCUAGUUGUGUAUAAUAAUUCCUUACAGGAUACUCUGGAUGAAGAUAGUUCUUAUAAUGGAAGUUCCGUUUCACAAGACAUUGCGUCUUCCAGCAUAUCCCCGUAUCUGAAGAGAAAGCCAUCCCAUGGUAAGCAUCACAUAUUCCAUCUCAUGUGUACAGUACCAAAAUCACAUUUUGAAACAGAAGAUUAAUUGACACGUGCCUGCCGGACAUACUUCUGGGUGUCCAUGUGUUUCCUGAAUUGUGAAUUUUUUUUUUCUGUACCUGUAUGGACCCAUGAUUAGCUCCAAGUUUUAUCACCAAGAUGUGCAAGAUGUUUUCAUCAAAUAUCUCUGUUAUCAAUAUAAACAUAAGAUACUAGGUGCUGUCUGAGUUCUAAUAAAAUUCCGGUGCUCUUAGAGUUUAUCAAGUCUGAUAUCAAAAGAAGGUUGGCAAAAGAGGUUAACUUUUCUGUGUUUUCUUCACAUUUUUUUUUUAAAAUUCUUUAUUUUUGUAGUGCAUGAUAGUUACCAUGCGUACAGCGACAUUUUUAAAAGUAAAAAGAAGUACAAUGUGGUGGAAACAGGUUUGUUAUAAAAUGUCAAAUAUGCAGCACUAUUUUUGUUUUUGAAACACGAAAACAUCAAUGCAUAGAGCGUGCCAGUUAGAUAAGAAUUAGAUCAGGACAUAUGCAGUGGAUGUGUAGACAGGCAUUAGUGUUUUUGCCCAGGCUAGUUAAACGUAGGUUAUUAGUCACCCCACCUAUCUACGAGGACAUAAGAGUAUAAGCUAAGAAUAUUAGUAGUGGUGGUCAGACUACACUGGUAUUGGAAGUGGUGGUCAGACUACACUGGUAUUGGAAGGCUUAAAUGCAUAUAUAGUAUUAAGACAACUGCAGUAGAACCACAUCCCCGUUGUCUUAUUCCCCCAAGCUAACCACCCGUGAGGCCACUGAAAUAGGUGAGAUAGGUGCCUAACAAUUCGCUGUGUGUGCUUGCAGCUGACAAGUAUAUCAGUAAUAAAAUUAGAGGUAUUAACAGAAGCAGAGUAUAAGAGCAAAAGAACAAAAUAGUAUUGAACUGUUGGCUGUUCAGUGACUCAGCAGAGAACAUGUUAAGGAGCUGCCCCUUAGUAGUACAAGUCUCUGUUCAGCCGACUCCCUCCUGGGGCAAGCAAAUGUCCCGCAGUGCGACACUGGUGAAAAUAAUGUAUUACUGAAACUAACUAGGAAAAUCUGACGUUUAGCCCACUCCUGUCAUAGGAUGGAUACUGUCCCGGUUAAGAGAGGUGUUCCAGUCCCGUGCCUUGGUGCUCCACCAGCCACGGGCCAUGACAAUGCCCCUAUCACCAGUCCCAUUAAUCCCAUUUGGGGCUAUGAUCUGACCUCGACGCCUUGUAAGGGGUUGUUUGUAGUCGCGGGUAAUGUUGGUCUUCCGAGAUAGUGAUUUGCGUCUAGGUGAUUUUCCUGGUUGCUGGACUUUGCCGGGCAGAUUCUUCGGCUCGGGGUUUGUUUGCGCAGCAUCCGCUUCUUCUUUGGUGACAUUGCUGUGCCAUAGCGUCGCCCAGGAGUCGCAGGCUGCCCAGUUGUAAGCGGCAAGUUUGGCUCUGGCUGGGCUCCAGCAGGCUUGUGCCGGCGUGCGGCUAGUGUGGACCAGAAGUUUGCGAGCAGGGCAUUUAGCUUCUCCUGCAGAGUCAGUUGUUUAGGUCGAGGAGAUGAGUCAUGGCAGGUGGGUAGUCCCAAGUGUGUAGUAGUGGGAGCUUCAUCGGUGUGCCUCUGUUGAAAGUUGCCGGGAUAACCCCCACCGUCUGGGGGAUGGAGGGGGGGGUGGGGGGAUAGGUUGCAGGCUAGUCCUACCGGUUGAGUGCUUGAUAGCAGGCUGAAGGAUCGACCGCCUCCCUCUUGUGCGCUGCUAGUAGGCCCCUUGUAGGCCUCAAAGUCCUCUCCGGGGUUACCUGCCAAUCCUGGUCAGAAACACCACUGGUUUACGAGCUGGGGAUGUCUCCUGACCCCGUGGUGUCAAGGGAUGUAAGGGUUGAGUCGUAGAUUUGCAUUUAUCCCUUAUUUAGGAGCCAGAUUGCACGGAGCUCUCAUUGUGUGCGACCGUUCAACGCGGCUGAAGGCUCCACCCCUUAACAUUCUUUUUUAAAGAACACUGUGGAUUAUUAAAUAAAGUUUCACUUUUAACCUACUUAUGGACAAAUAGAAUCAAGCCUGUAAGCAGAACAGGGAACAGGAAGCUCCUUCCUCUAUGAUGACUAUUACUCAAGUUAUAUAUUUUUCUCACAGUACAAUUGGAAUAUACUCAUUUGGUUUUGCUCACUCCAGGAGUUGGUCUAGAGGAGGAAUAUUCAUCUGAACAUAUGAACAGUCAUCGCCCUGUCAAAAGCAGGAAAAGGCUGAUAUUUGAGGAGCAAGCUUCACGAGAUAGUAUUUCUCUACAGAGGUAAAAAGCAGUGAAGUGUAAUAAUGUUUUGACAUUGAAAUAAUUUAUUUUAAGUCAGUUUGCCAAAUUUUCAGUGUAAAGAUAAUGCAUACCUACCAACUCUCUCUCUUUAGGAGGGAUUGUCCCUAUAUUGGGCCCAAAUCCCUCUGUCCCUUAUUUCUAUCCCAAUGUCCCACUUUCUUUUAGUAACCUCAUAUUGUUGGUGUUUCUGAGUGUAUAACAGCACCACAGUAAUAAUACUCACAGUAUUGUGUAUGUAUGCAACAAUAAAUAUGUUAAGAUAUAUUGUUCUUUUUCUAAAUUACAUUUUAGUUGCAAACAUUAUUAAAGUCACUUAAAAUUUCUCAGCCCCACUCACACCCCUAAAUAAAGAGUACCUCUUUGUUUGUUUUAAAUGUUGGGAGGUUUAGUAAUGUCACUAGGAAAGGGACUACCUGAAUGCACAAUGCCAAAAGAUAUAUUUUACCAAGUUCGUGUGCUUUAUUCAUUUAAACAAUCAAAAUCCUACAGCAUUAAAAAAAGGUUAAAAAAGUAGACGUUUUGAGUAGUUGUGGAUUUAUACACCUCGCUGGAACUCACCGAUCUUUUGAGAGUCCAGACACAUAGAAUAAAUUGGGUGUAAUAAUCCUUCAGUUUAGAGCAUGUGUAUAUAUAGGCAACUAAAGUGCAAAAAUAAGAUGGAUAAAUGCAUAUAGGAGAUAAAAAGAAAAAUCAUAUCAUGGUAUAGUAUUUAUUAACAAACAUAAUAGUGCUAUAAAAAGUUAAAAUCACACUCCCAAAGAAAGUGGCUCUGGAUAAAGUCUGGUAGGACAAAACGUGUUGAGCUUGGAACUAGCAUUAUAUAUCCCAGAAGCCCUCGGUCAGCCCCCUACCUCGAUCAAUAUAUCAUCAUUUGAACUCUUCUAUAGAACAUUGGAGAUCCAUGGAGGUGGGACUGCAUGUCAAUUGUGAGGUAUUCAAGACUGUAUCUGGGACUUAGCCCCUCGAGUGGCUUACAUGCUGUUUUGCACAAUGUAGGAAUACUUCUAAUUGUGCCACUUUCUUUGUGAGUGUGAUUUUAACUUUUUAUAGCACUAUUAUGUUUGUUAAUAAAUACUACACCAUGAUAUGAUUUUUCUUUUUAUCUCCUAUAUGCAUGUAUCCAUCUCCUGAGUGGUAAAUAUAUCUACACCUUUGUUAUUGUGGCGCUCUAUUUUAUAUAUAGAUCAUUUCUGACUCUAUAUAUUUUUGCACUUUGGAUUGAGGGAUUUGGGGAGUGAUCCCUAUAUAGAGGCUGGCCUGCAUCUUUUUGCCCAUCUUUCAUACACCUGUUCCUUGUUUUAUAUAGGCAACUAAGCAUUGAAGAGGUAACUGGUCCUAUUGUCAAAGCUGUACAGACUCUUCUGUACACAGCAGUUUGCGAAAAGCUACUCACAAAUACUAAUAUACUUAUAAUCAUGCCUCUUUUUAUGUUUGUGAAUCACAUACAUGAAAAUGGCCACAUCAAUGGUUGUUGUGUUGGUGAAAGAGUACAAUGGCAACUAUUCAUGAAAAACACUGGUAUUAUUUACACGGAGGAUGUGCUCAUUCUGAUUAUAAUUAUACAUGCCCUGACAGCUACACACACUCUAAAAAAGACUUUCCAAAUGCAAGAGGUCCACAGGGAGGACAGAAGGCACUGAACACAGAAAAGUAAAUGGGCAUUAGACAGAAAGCAGGGGGUUGAAGAGAAUGUGACAGCUGACACCAUAUGAGAAGAGAAAUCAUGGAGACAUUUCAGUGUGUGAUCCACAAGGACAGCAAAGGGUCAGAACAGCCGGCAUAUGUUUAGUCAAGAAAGUAGGACUGACAGAUGCAUGCUAAUGGUUUGUGUGGGGGUUGUUUUUAUUACUACUGUGUCACUGGAUAAUUUUUAAGAAAAUCAAGUGCCUUUGGAAGGAACAUAAGGGCAACAGUUUGAAAACAAAAGCCAUAUAGCUAUCAACAGUACAAUUGGAGCAUACAGGGGAUUCAAAUGACUUUCCCAUGAUGCACAGCCAAAUUCUGGAUUAGUAAAAUGGAUGUAGUAGACUACAAACAAUUGAUAACAAUUUAUAACAAUCUCUUUGACUCCGACCUCUCUUUCACCCCUCAUGUCCAAUCAAUCGCCAAAUCCUGUGGCUUCCAUCUCAAAAAUAUUGUGGCAUCCGACCCUAUUUAACACUUGAUACGGCAAAGUCCAUGCUUGUCCAUGCCACUGUCCUCUCUCACCUUUACUACUGUAAUCCACUUCUCAGUGGUCUUACGUGUUCCCAACUUGACCCGUUACAGUGUAUAAUAAAUGUGGCGGCGAGGCUCAUCUUCCCGCACCUUUGUCAGUCCCUACAUUGGCUUCCCGUAAGAUAUAGGACUCAAUUUAAGAUCCUGAUACCUGCUUACAAAUCUCACAAUGCUACUCUGACCUACUUAUCCUCACUAUUACACAAAUAUGUCCCGUCUAGGCCCCUACGCUCUGCCGGAAACCUACGUUAACCUCGUACUCCUACCUCUGGUAUUCAUCUUAAAGACUUCUCUAAGGAUGCACUGUUCCUAUGGAACGCUCUUCCCCUCUGUUAGACUUUCACUCAGUCUCCACUCCUUCAAAAAAAUCUUUGAAAAUGUACUUCUUCAGGAAGGCAUAUCAAUUAAACUGUGAACAGCUUUCUCUCCCCGCACCCUGAUUCCGCUCCUGUCAUCAAAACAAAACUCUAAGCCUUCAGUGAAUACUAUCCUAGCAAACUACUUUACUACCCUAACCUUACCUUUUGUGUCACUAUACCCCACUCAUUGUGUAUUGCAAAGGAUAUGUCAGGUUUAGAAAGAAGUUUCAAAUCACUUACAGCUACCCUCUUAACCAUUCACUUUGAUGCAGAUGUGUAAGUCUGUGGCGUAUCUGGUAACAAGUGGUAUUGGAAACUCCCAAUUCUUUUUACACUGCCCAGAGCUUAUGGUACAUCAGUAAUAAAAGGGAAAAUGUUAAAUACAUACAUAGUAAGCUGAAAAAAAUUGUCAAGUAAGUCUAACCAAUACUAAGGAGUAUCAUUUUAUUAUUUUAUUCUUAGCGUUCAACCACCUAAGAAGCAGAGUCAGAAAAAUAUAGAGGAUGAUGAAGACAUUGUAGAAGUGGAUAUGGAGAUUGAUAAGGAGCAGGUAAUCACGUGUGGAAUUCUGAGUGUAUGCUCACAUUAUUAACUAUUGAGUCUGUAAAACAAUUUCAGCCAUUAGCAAAGAUAACUGCUGACUAUUUUUUGUGCUCUUAAAUUUAAUUGUCACGGUCAAAGGUCUGUAUCCAGGUACUUCUCACUGGUUAUAUUUACUAUUCAAGUGGUAUUUUAAAAAGAUUUACUGCACACUGUCGAGGAUAUUCAAUAAAGUGAAUAUUGAUUUUUUCUUUCUUCAUUUGAAUGUUUAUUGAUAAAAACAGGUGGUGGAUACAGAAGAGAAAGAGGGAGGGGUGUGGAGGGGGAGAGGGUGAUAUUUACCAGCAAGUAUUGUUAUACAACAGUAAACAUAAUCACAUGUGGCAGCAUUCCCGCUCGUACAUAUAUCAAACUCCUGUACAUUUAUGUGAGUGUCAAGACCAGAAAAAACUGAGAUAACUCACUGGAACUGUACAUUAGAAUUCAUGCUCGGCUGGCCAAGUACCAUCCCUAGGGAGUCUAUCCUUCACAUCCAGUCCCAGGAGUGAGUGAACUAACCCUUAAAUAUAAAAUGUAUGUGGCUCAGGCAGACCUUGUGAUGAGUAAUUCCAGAGGGAGGGGGGACCAAAAUGUUAAGCUCAUCAGGAAGGGGCGGAUAAAGAAUGGUGUUAACAGUGCCAUAUAUUACAGACAUUAAAGCUCUGCCCAUCUUCACGUGUCCCACAAUAUCCAAGUCUCUCUAAAGCAACGUGUGUGGGGGCAAAUGAAAGUGAAUUUGGAUUCAUAGAGUCGCUGUUUGUCUAUCUCCGCGAUUACAUCAGAUAGUUUUGGGGGAAAGGGCGAUUUCCAUGCUCUCGCUAUCAUUUGUUGAACUCCUCCCAGGAUUAGAUGUUGGUUUGAGGGUCUCCCUGUGUUUGGGUGGGCUUUAAAUGUUGAGAGACUAAGGAUCUCAGUUGUAUGUAACAAAGAGAUGUUUGUGGUAAGCCGUGAGUCUCAAACAAUUGCUUAAAGCUUAAAAUGGUGUCUUCCUGGACAAUCUGACAUAGGCGUGUGAGUCCAAUUUUAAUAAAUGUGUGAAAAAUAUUUAAAUUUAAGUGCAAAAUAGCCUAACUGAAAAAAAUUUGAGUUAGACGUUUCCAUUUUGGCUACUUUGGCCUUAAAUUUGAAAUUUGUUUUGAAAACGCACUCUAAUGAAUAACUUUGUACUUAUAAUCUUGUGAGUUAUUUACAGGGUUAUUUAUUAAAGAAAGAUUUUUUGGGAAUUCAGAGUUAAUUAAAAAUGAAUUUAAAAUUUAAGGUCAAGCAGCUGAUUUGUAAAAAUUCUCCAGUUUAGCAAUAUUGGUCUAAAAUAUAAAUUAACUUUGAAUUCAAACAAUACUCGCCUUAGUAAAUAGCCCUGCUCUUGUAUACAAAUAACUUGUAACUCUUGGAUGAUAGUUUGGACAAGACUGGGAGAAGGUGGGUGUGUAAAUUUGUGGGUGAGGUUGUUUGUAGUUUUGUAUGUUAGUAGGUAUACUGCUUGUGUGGUUGUAUUUGUGCAGGUGGUUGUUUGCUGUGUUGCUUUUGUGAGGAUAGGCUACUUGUGGUGUUGCUUGUUUCUGUGAAUCUUGCUUAAAGGGUUGUGUGUGGGGUCGAUGCUGCUUGUGUGGUUGUGUAUGAGUGGGGAAGGCUGCUUGCAGUGUUGUGUGUGUAAGAGGGAAGUUGUUCUGGGAUUGUGUGUGUGGAUGGGGUUGUUAAAGAUAUAGUAUGUGUGUGCAUGUAAAUAGGGGAUGAGUGUGGAUAAUGGCUCUAGUGUGUGUGUUUGAGUAUAACAAGAAAUGCUAUAUUGUAAUAACCAGGGUUACAAUAGAACAGAUCUGCUUAUCAUCUACAUACAGUGGAUGUGGUGUAUAUAUCACAGACUAAGAAUAUUUCUAUUUUGUGAUUCUUUUUUUUAAUAGCCUUUUCCUAAUUUUCUUUCCGAAUUAUUUUUAUUUUCUAGGAGAAUGUUGUGACCAUGAUAAUGCCUAGCAAUUCUACCUGAUCUCAUGCCCUAAGAUGACGUACCCACAAUCAAAACAAAAUUAUGGCUCGAUUUGUUGGGGGAAAAAAACCUUCCAUUGAAGGGGGAUUUUGGAGCAGGGUGAAAAUGCAAUCGAUGUAAAAUACGCACAUACAAAAAUAGAAAACAAAUCAUCCCCACAUGUAGAAGAACUUUAACAUGGGGGAGUAGUAUAAUGUAAUUAUUUUGUAUGCAUCUUCAAUAUAUUCCAUGUUAUGUUUAAUAUGAAGGAUUGUAAACAUUUUAUUUGAAAAUGGCUGAAUUCCUUAAAUUUUUAUACUUCAAUAAAUAUGGGACUUUUAUGUA
Messenger RNA from Pelobates cultripes (western spadefoot toad), 62009 nucleotides. Lineage: Eukaryota; Metazoa; Chordata; Amphibia; Anura; Pelobatidae. The record is from the annotation of a GenBank genome assembly.